GCAAAAUAUCUUGGGCUAGUUUCUCCUUCCAUCUCUCCACAUGUGUGUUAAUUAGCUGGCCAAUGCCAAGGUAAUGUCUUACAAGACUUGAUGGUGCCCCAAAACUCUUUUGUUGUGUUUGCUGCGAGAGACUUUUGUCACAUGGCUACCCCUCUUUUCAUUGCUACAAAGCCAGGGAACUUUGUGUUACCACCUGCCCUGCUUUGUGAAGGGUGCCAGUUAAGAAGGGUCACUGUCAGUGUUCGUCAUUUCUGCAUUUCUUUUCCUCAGACCUUGUAGGAUUUCUGUUUAUCAUCUCCACCCCUGCAGGGCCCAUCAUAUGCAUGUAGAGAGAAUAACUGGGUGCACUCUUCCCACCUUAGAUCAAAUCUAUGCUGCCAGGUGCCAUAAGAAAGCGGCAGAGAUAGCGCAGGAUAGUACACACCCCGGAAAUGAUCUCUUUCAGCUUCUGCCUUCUGGAAGAAGGUAUAGGGUUAUAAAGGCCAGGACUAGCCGCCUGAGAAACAGUUUCUGCGCAAAUGCAAUUCUGGUUCUAAACGCAGCAUAAGGGGUCUCUAUAGUAUAGUGUAUUUUAUAGUAUAGUAUAGUGUAUUUUAAAAUGGGGUUUCAGAGUUUUUAGGGGUUUUUGAAUGUUUUAUGUAGUUUCGCAAUUUCAUUGUUCUGUAUGGGACAAUGACAAUAAAGAUAUCGUAUAUCGUAUACCAGCAGCUCUGCCAACGUUGUGCAUCUGAUGGACACCAGUUCAACAAAGCUCAUGCUGCCAUCAAUUUGUUAGCUUUCUAGGUGUCACAAGACCCUGGCAAGGCCCAGACACACACCAUGGCUGUGUACACACUCUGCACCCAACACAAUCCCACUUAGGGAUGGCAGGAUCUGCCCAGUACACUUCUCUCUGUUUCUCAUUUUGCAAGCAAUUCCCCCACAUAUAUUGUACUUCUAUACGUUACCCUCACUGAUAUAUGAAUUGGAGAUUACAUUUCCCCCUAAUAUAUGCAUUUGUGUAAACAUUGCAUGUUUACACAAAACUGGUGACACAGUUUGGAUGAAUGUGAAUUUAAAAGUACGGUUUUCGUUUCGGUUCUCAUAUUGUUUCAGAAAUUUCAUAGAUUUGACCUUAGGUGGCUCAAUGAGGAUGUGAUACGGCAUCAGUGAGGGGCGCAGCUCACAGUAUCUCCCAUUUUUACACUCUUGCACUUCUUUCAAACACUUUUAUUAACCUCAGCCUGUCCCCUCACACCAUUUCCCCUCAGCUGCAGCCUCCCUUGUUUUUAGCCCAUUCCUCCCCUUGGCUUUUUACCUCAGCAUUUCCCGCUUCACUUGUUUUUGCCUCCACAUCUCUUGGGUCACUCAUUCCUUUUUUCUUUCUAACUGCAGCCUUCACCCCUAUUUAUACACAGUUAUAUUUGUUAAGUUGUGGGUGAACAUAUCAGACGACACAGCGAUUCUUCAAACAGCUCUUGUUUAUUCACAGGCCAGAAAAAGAACUGAACUGAAGGGUUCAGCCAGCCUGCUUAUAUAGAGCUCCAGUACAACGCAACUGUAACAACCUUCUGUAACUAUCCAAUCACUGAACGUCACUUUCAAUCCUUAUUUGCAUAUGUGGACCUGAGUGAAAACUAUCUACAGUAUCCCCCUGCUGGCCCAGGGUGAGAACUUCAGUACAUAACAAUUUUUAUAGGUCAUGCUCUCUUUCCCCUUCACUUUUUUCCUCAGCCUCUCCCCCAAGCCUAGUCACCCCUCACCCUGUCAAUCUCUCUUCUCUUGCACAGCAGUCUGUGCUGAUGACAUAUGGUGGCUCUGCCUAUGGGGGCCCUGUGUACUGCCAUGUGGCCCUGAAGCCCCUGAUUGCUGCCUGCUGCGGAGCUUUCAAAAUCCAGACCUAGCUGGGACGGGAUUGUGGGGCUGCUGUGUGGAGGUGGGUGUUGUAAACAAAAAUCUGCCCUUUUCCCUUAUGGGGUAUCCAAGAGCCCAUAUAGAGUCCUUACGUAGGCUCCCUAUUGGUAGGAGAAAAUAACAGAGGCCAACCAGAGAACAUUGAGAAUCAAAGCAGCUAGUAAGCCUGAUCUUUAUCGAUCUGUUGCAACAGGGUCCUCACUCACCACACGCAGGAGGGAGGAGGAACCCAGAACAAAAGUGUGCCUGCCCUUAUACUGUAUAGACAUUUUAAAUUCCCUCCCUGGAGUCCAAGACCACCCCCAGAAACAUCAUACAUACAUCACAGAAGGGGUGUAGCUCAAGACCCACCCCCCAGAUACAUCAUACCUACAUCACAGAAAGGGUGGUCUACAGCAGAAAUCUGAGUGCUUUGUUUACCUCCUGUCUGCCAGGUUACCUGUUUAAUGGUCACUUGAUUGGACUGCCUGGGGAGCGUGGCCAGUCUUUUGUAAUGAUAAAUACUUAGUUCCUGAGCCAGGUCACAGGCUCACACCCUAUUCAUAUCUUAAAUGUGCCCUUAAUACAGGAUUUGUGAAGGAAAAGACUAUGGGGAGGCUUUUCCAUUUUUCUUUGACCUUGCAGAGAAAACAUUUGGUCAGUUUGGGAUCAAAAAUGGUUUCAGGUCUGUCUAUGUACGUGCUUGGUUGGUACACUUAUGAACAUUUAACAUAUAUCUAAGACCUCAAAAUUCCUAUCACAGUAGGUAUGGACAUCGUCGCUGAGGGCCGCCAAAUAAGGCUUUGAGGGCCACUUGCAGCCUACGGGCUGCAUGUUGGACCACCCUGAACUAGCAGUAGCUGAUUCACUCAGGGGUGGUGCGCCCUGCUGCGCCACUUGAGGUGAUGCAGGAACAUGCCUCCUCCUCAUUGCCACCCCACUGCUGGUGCCUGCGUUGCACAGCAGCACCCACAAAGUGCUGGCAGCAGCUUCCGGAGAAUUCUCGCCAGAAGUGAGGUGGGUGCCUCACCCUGCCACAUGAGGAGGCCCGGGCCUGGAUUAACUACUAUGGAGAACAUUUGUUAUGGAGGAUGCUGAAAUUCCUAAAAGAUCAACUCAAGCAGGUCCUUCUCUCUGUGUGCAAAACUGGGAAUACUACAAAACAUAUAUUUAUUAUGUGCAGCAAUUCAUUACUUAUUUUCCUCUCAAUUGACACUGCGCGUUAAUAAAAAGCAGCUUUUUUUUUUGCUUUUUUUUACAAUGUGGUGGAACUAGCAAAAGAUGGACAACAUUAUGACUUAGCUCAAGGGUCACCAGUCGGUCGUCUGUCCUCUAGAUCAGGGAUGGAGAGCCUGUGGAGGGCCAUAGCCCCACUAUAUGGAAUCUUCAAGUGCACCAUUUCAUUUCUUUUCAUAUACAGUGGUACCUCGGGUUACAUAUGCUUCAUGUUACAUACGCUUCAGGUUACAGACUCCGCUAAUCCAGAAAUAGUGCUUUGGGUUAAGAACUUUGCUUUAGGAUGAGAACAGAAAUCGUGCUCCGGCGGCACAGUGGCAGCAGCAGGAGGCCCCAUUAGCUAAAGUGGUGCUUCAGGUUAAGAACAGUUUCAGGUUAAGAACGGACCUCCAGAACGAAUUAAGUACUUAACCCGAGGAACCACUGUAAAUGAGUGACUGCCAUUCUCCACUGCGGGGAGAAGUAAAGCACUCAGAACCGUGUUAAGGCCCAAACCUGCUCUCAGUCACUCACACUAGGUAGUGUGACAGAGGCCUUGGUGGGAUGAGUGUCCACUGUGUCUCUAAAGAAGUGUUUCCCAAACUUGGGUCUCCAGCUGUUUUUGGACUACAACUCCCACCAUCCCAAGCUAGCAGGACCAGUGGUCAGAGAUGAUGGGAAUUGUAGUUCAAAAACAGCUGGAGAACCAAAGGUUGGGAAGCACUGCUCUAUAGGCACAGAGUGCACAGGCUUUUGAAAUAUGCAGGAGUUCUUUGCAAAUCUCUCUUUACACACACACACGCACGCACGCACGCACACACACACACUCCUUCCAUCCAUCAAAUUGAUGGGCACUUUGCUAGCAACCUAAUGAUUAACCCUGUUGACUUUGCAGCCCUGUGAUCUGAGAAGAGGAGGAGGAGAUCCUUUGGUGGCAGGCAGUGCGGGGAGGAAGUAGGUGUGGCAGUCAGAAACUGCUGAGCGGCAAGCAGGACGGUGCAGAAGACACAAACCAUGGACAGCUCCUGCUGAGCUGGAUCAACCUCCUUGCUCUUUUUGUUCUAACCCUGGGCUACGUUGGAGAAAAGGCUUGGGUGUGCGACUGCAGAGCUGUGGGACGUCUCCCUGUUCAGGGGGUGAGUAGGAACCUGCCUUGGCAUUCUCUUCACAGUGCAUAGCCAACUUCAUUCUUGCUUACAAAGUAGGAGACUCUGCGGCUUUCUCAGGGCUUUGCACACCAGGGCCUGAUACCUCCCCCCCCCACCCCCCGCUGGCUAGUUAAAUAGGAAAUCUACAUCCUUGAAACAUUGUUUGUUUUCUGGGCAGGCAUCCUCUCUGUGUUAUUACAAAAAGCAGCCCUCUCCCCUUCAGGGAGACAGCUUCUGUCUGUAGGAAAUCCCCCUGUAAAAUCUGCCUUGUUCCUGAUUUGGAGAGGAAACGUGCCGAAAAACUUAUUCUAAUCCCCACCCUUUACCCAAUCUCCAAUGCUUCUUGGGAGGCAAUGCCAAGACAAAGACAUUUUCUUCUUUGUUUGCGGACACGGAAGUUUCAAAGAAAAACAAAACAAGAGUUGGCAGAGUGAGAAAGGAGGUGGGUGGGGACACACAGGGCAGCUCUUAGAAAUGGACUGUGUUUCAUUUACCCCAAAGAGGGGGUUUGAGGUUCAAGCUUGCCUGAAACUCUGCUCUUUAAUUUUUAUUGCAUAGGUACAGGCCGCCGUUGCAUGGGGGGCAUGGUAAAAGCACUCUGCAUGUUCCCAGAGACACAUUUUAUGUGGGACGCGGGUGCCGCUGUGGGUUAAACCACAGAGCCUAGGACUUGCUGAUCAGAAGCUUGGCGGUUCAGAUCCCCACAAUGGGGUGAGCUCCCGUGGCUCGGUCCCUGCUCCUACCAACCUAGCAGUUUGAAAGCACGUCAAAGUGCAAGUAGAUAAAUAGGUACCGCUUUGGCGGAAAGGUAAACGGCGUUUCUGUGCGCUGCUCUGGUUAGCUAGAAGCGGCUUAGUCAUGCUGGCCACAUGACCCGGAAGCUGUAUGCCAGCUCCCUCGGCUAAUAAAGCGAGAUGAGCGCCGCAACCCCAGAGUCGGUCACGACUGGACCUAAUGGUCAGGGGUCCCUUUACCUUUACCUUUACAGGGUGCAGUUGCAUGGGGGGCAUGGUAAAAGCACUCUGCAUGUUCCCAGAGACACAUUAUUAUUUUUAUGGCUACUGGAUGAAGAUUAAUUUCUUAGGCAGAUGACUAAGAGUCCAGGAUGUUCAGGGGACUGGACAGGGUCCCCUGGCAGCUGGAGACCUCUUGGAGAAGGUGAUACCCCUGAACCUGAGGGGAGGGGGCAAAUAUGCAUGUGUUGCAGAUUGCAGAUUAGAAAGAGAGAGAACAAGAGAGAGCAUGCUGUGAUUUGGCUGAAGGCAUGUUGAGUUGCAGAGUCUCUCUCUUGGAAUCCGAUGUGGGUAGUGUAUCUUCCGCCUUCAAGACAUACCUACUCAUAAUGUUUGUCUCCACAUGUGUUCUGCUUGUAUACUUGUACAUGAGGCAAAUAUUACAAAAAUGCCAGAAAUCUCUAGCGCUCUCUCAUAACAUCCCCCCCCCAACCUUAAACUGAAGCAGCAAUAUCCCUGGAACUUUGCCUAUUGGAGAAUGUGCAAGACUUAUUCACAUACUCCUGGAAUCAGCUUUGGCACUGAAAACGGAUUCUGGGGCUGAGUGCUGGCAAACCUUAUACUCCAGCACUAGGUACUGCCAGCUGAACACAGAAAGUAGUGCUUUCCCACCUCUACUGUUGGAAGAAGGUGUGACCCAGUGAAGGGAGGGAAGAAAUCUGAAUUGUUUUUUAGGAGCCCUUUGCACUGGACUCAGGGUGUUUCCAGACCCUUGAUUUGGGUGAGAUCCAGUCAUAAACCAGCAAUAUCAGCUUGUAUAAUUAAAGCUAAUUUGGAGCUCUUGUGCAACAAACCCGCUGCCCUAGAAGGUUGGGCUUUUUGCAAUAAGGAAAGUGACAGUAAAACGCACAGAAAAGCAUUGCUUGACACAAUGUUGCCUAACCUCCCUGCAAACAGAUCAGAAUAAAUGCUCAGUAAAUAGCCAAGGUCCUCUGAUCUCCCUGUAAACAAAUCAGGAUGAAUGCUCAAUAAACAGGUUGUCUGGAAGGUAAGUCAGUUGCAGGGGGGGGGGGGAUUUUUGCAAGUACAGUGGUACCUCGGGUUAAGAACUUAAUUCGUUCUGGAGGUCUGUUCUUAACCUGAAACUGUUCUUAACCUGAGGUACCGCUUUAGCUAAUGGGGCCUCCCGCUGCUGCUGUGCCGCUGCCACGCAAUUUCUGUUCUCAUCCUGAAGCAAAGUUCUUAACUUGAGGUACUAUUUCUGGGUUAGCAGAGUCUGUAACCUGAAGCGUCUGUAACCUGAGGUACCACUGUAACUAAUUUUCACCUUUAGGUUCCACUGAAUGCAGUGGGAACAACAGUGGCUUCUCAUGUAGGCUUAAAAAGAUGAAGCAAAGCAUUCUACAGAUUCAGGGCCCAAUAACAGCAAUACUAUCUCCAAUUUGUAGGAAUGGGCAAAGAUGUCAAAUCCAGUUUUUCUUGAUUUCUCACUUUUCCAAUCCUAGGUUCCUUUCUCCACAUUUCCACAUCAGUUUGAAUUCUUUCUAAAGUCCUUAUGAAAAUUCAUCAGCAUUUUAGAGUGAGUUUCUCCUAGUGUGAUUUUUUUAUGCAACUUUGCACUAUAUGCACAUUUUUGCAAAAACAUUCCCCCCAAUGUAAUUCAUUGCUGUAUGUUCCUUUCUCUAAUAUAUGCACAGUUUACCCUGGUGUGUGCAUUUCUUGGCUGGAGAACUAGGCUGCAAAAUUUGGAGAAGUGCAAAUUUUGAAUUGUGGCUGUGUUUGAGUUCACAUAUUGCUUCAGUAAAUGCAAAUUAGGUAGGUUCACCUAUAGAUGCAAACUCAAUUAAAUUUCUUUCCCCAUCCCUGCCAAUUUGGCACAGUGGUGAUACUGUAUUUGUGAACGGAAACAAUCACGGGGGAAAGGUGAUACCAACCAUCUGGAGGCAAAUGACUUGUUAAAAUAGUAGCAGGGGUAAAUUCACCCACCAAUGAAUGAAUGUUUAUCUUUGUUGACUUCCCAUAAGCCACUCCAUUUCUUCGAGCAGGAAAUCCUUCUCCCCGCCCCCAUCCCAGUCCCUUGUCAAAUAUUUAGAUUCCCCUGGCACCCAUUGUCUGCAACCUGCUAAACAUGCACUUGGCUUCUGUGACUCUUGGAGAUCACUGUGACUGUGGGUUGCUAAGAGUGUGAGCAACCCUGGCCUGGCGGAGAUUGUCAGUGCGCCUUCCUGAAUUCCAACUCCCAUCAUUCCUGCCCAUGCUGGCUAGGGGUUGACAGGAGGUGAAGUCUAGCAAUACAGUGGUACCUCAGGUUAAGUACUUAAUUCGUUCUGGAGCUCCACACUUAACCUGAAACUGUUCUUAACCUGAAGCACCACUUUAGCUAAUGGGGCCUCCUGCUGCCGCCGCCGCGCGGCCGGAGCACGAUUUUUGUUCUCAUCCUGAAGCAAAGUUCUUAACCUGAAGCACUAUUUCUGGGUUAGCGGAGUCUGUAACCUGAAGCGUAUGUAACCUGAAGCGUAUGUAACCUGAGGUACCACUGUAUCUGGUACUCCAUCCUUGCUCUAGCUGCCUAAACAAACCCCACACCUUUCCCUUGGCUCUGACCUAACCUGGGGCUAGACAAAAGGCUUUUGCCACCUCCCCGUUCCAGACCACUCUAAAUCUCACGCUUGAAGACAGGGAAAUGAGCACAGGAGGAAGAGCUGAGGGGCUCCACCGCCUCCCAGAAUAUGCCAUCCGUGGCGCUCUCAUCAUUCUGCCUAAUGGUAGGAUUGGCCCGGGGCCCAGGCAGUAGACAUUUGACACAAACUUGGCUAGGAGCUGAAGAGAUCAUAGUUCAGUGGUACAGCAUGUGCUGUGCAUGCAGGAGGUCCUCAUGCCACCUCCCAUUAAGGGAUCUCAUAUGGUAGGACUGGGAAAAGUGUGGGAGGCACCGUAGCACACGGUCCGAAGUACAAGGGGUGGGGAAAGGUUACCAUCUGGAAAACCUAGAGUACAGUCAUGAGUCAGAGUAAACCAGGGAUGGGGAACCUGUGGUCUUCCAGCUGUUGUUGGACUCCAGGACCCAUCAGCCCUCAGCCAGAGUGGCUAAAGGUCAGGGAUGGUGGGAGUUGGGAGUCCAGCAACAUGGAGGGCUGCAAGUCUUCCACCUCUCAAGUAGACCCCACUGAACUAGACGGAGGCAACGAUCUGACUUGAUAUAAUGCAGGGACGUCCAACUCCCAAUAGACUGUGAUCUACUCACAGUAGAAGAAAGCUGGCAGUGAUCUGUUGACCUUUUUUUAAGAAGCUAAACUUGUUGAGCUUUUUUUAGGAAGCCAGGGUGCUUUUUAUUUUAUUUUAUAAAGGCUAUAAGCCACAGUUGUUUUGAAGGAGAUUACUGCUGAGGGGCCAGAGAUCUACUAGGAACUACCAGGAACACCCCCGUGAUCUACCUGUUGGACAUGCCUGGUAUAAUGCAACUUCAUAUGUAGUAUGCCUGAUUCAGCCCGCUUCCUGGGUUUCAUGGAGGAAGGUGAGGGUUCUGCAUGUGUUCCGUUGCUCUGUCCCAGCUUCUGCCAACCUAGCAGUUCGAAAGCACACCAGUGCAAGUAGAUAAAUAGGUUGCAGGAAGGAAAACGGCGUUUCCAUGCGCUCUGACUUCCGUCAGGGUGUCCCGUUGCCCCAUUGUGCCAGAAGCGGUUUAGUCAUGCUGGCCACAUGACCCAGAACGCUGUCUGUGGACAAAUGUCGGCUCCCUUGGCCUGAAGCGAGAUGAGUGCCACACCUCAUAGUCAUCUUUGACUGGACUUAAUGGUUCAGGGGUCAUUUACCUUUUUUACCUUUACCUCUGCAUGUGUACUGUGGCGUGCCUGUAAAGUUGCACCAGCUAAUGCCUUGUAUUAAUAAUAAUAAUAAUAAUAAUUACUACUAUUACUACUAUUAUUUUAAUUUGUAUACCACCCUUCAUCUGAAGAUCACAGGGUGACUCACAACAUACAAACACAAAAUGAAACCACAAAAUACAUAAUAAAACAAAACAAAACAAAAACUUCCCCUCCCACAGACACAUUUAAAAGGCAAUAGGAUGUUAAUCAGUCAAAUGCCUGGUUGAAGAGAACUGUUUUCACCUGGCACCUAAAUAUAUGUGAUGAAGGUGCCAAGCUAACCUACUUGGGGCGAGUGCAUUCCACAAACGAGGAGCCACCACAGAAAGGGCCCGUACCCAUGUUGCCACCCUCCGGACCUAUUGUGGGGGAGGCACCCAAAGAAGGGCCUCAGGUUGUGGUCACAGGGUCCGGGUUGGUUCAUAAGUAUCUUCAACUUUUAAAGGUUUGGUGCAGUUCAGCUGUGAGAGGAGGCAGAUAGCAGUAGCAUGGCUAUUUCUUGCAGCAUCUGGAGAACAGCAGCCAGUGAGAGCAGGAAAGAGUGUGAAGAGGAAAGAAUGUUGCCACAGCUGUAGCUUGUUUCCAAGGAGAAAAGCCUAUUUAUUUAGGUGCCGCCAUUGGUGGUUGGUUGCUGCUGGCAGGCCAGCCUUAGUGGGGCAACCCCACAGGAGUGACCGAGGGUGUGACAAAGGCAAGGGGUAUCCUCUAGGGGCUAUUGGCUGCUGAUGGGCUUGCUCCUAGGUGAGAGAUUGGUGGGGAUGUAGUUAACCUGCCUUGCAAGUGCAAUGCUGGGGAGCUCUGUCUGUGAUGGUGAUGAGAGCAUAGAAGCAGCUCAUCAAGGCAAAAACAGUGUAUUUUGUGAUUUGCCGAUCAGAAGGUUGGUGGUUUGAAUCUCCACGACGGGGUGAGCUCCCGUUGCUCAGUCCCAGCACCUGCCAACCUAGCAGUUCUAAAGCACGUCAAAGUGCAAGUAGAUAAAUAGGUACUGCUCUGGUGGGAAGGUAUAUGGCGUUUCCGUGCGCUGCUCUGGUUCGCCAGAAGCAGCUUAGUCAUGCUGGCCACAUGACCCGGAAGCUGUACACCGGCUCCCUCGGCCAGUAAAGCGAGAUGAGCGCUGCAACCCCAGAGUUGGCCACAACUGGACCUAAUGGUCAGGGGUCCCUUUACCUUUAUUGUUUAACUUCCCGUUUAUUUAUUGCAUUUUUAUUGUGUCUUUCUGUUGUGUUCGUAUUUCCUGCUUUGGGGGGUCCUUUGAGCCAGAUAAAUCGUAGCAUAACAUAACUUGCAAAGGUGCAAGCAUUUCUGUUGCAAAUUGGGUACAGAUGGCUACCUUAUCACCCAAGUCGUCAUUUGUAUCCUCUUUUGAACCAACCUUAAUACAGUAUACCAACAGAGUGAACAUAAAACUACUCGCUUCAGAUAUGAACUUUAUUCAAGCAGGACUGAUAAGGAUAUUGAGAUUUUAUGGUGGUGGUGCAGAGUCCAUGGGCAGCCUUAUAAAUCAAAGGUGAAGGUUGGGUGUUUUAUAAAGUGCAAUAAAUGUUGGUGGUGUUUAAUUUUAUUUUUUAAAAAGAAGCUGAUGUUCUACUGAUCUCCUGAUCUUAAUGACGGGGGGGGGGGGCUUUAACAAGAGGGAACUAUUAUAUACAGAUGCAAGAUUUGGUGCAAAUCCAAAUAGAGUUAGUGUAACCAAGAUAAUGGUGCUUCAGAGCAAUUACUAAUUUAUUAGGCACAUUUAAAUACUAUGCCCCAUUCUCAGAGGGAAAGCACUGUAGUGUAGAAGUUACUAGAGUAGAGGUUCAUGGAUCGUGCAUGGGCAAAGUUUGCUGCCCUUAUUGCCUGUGGCUUCACACUGAAUGUACAUAGCACGAACACACCUAUGCAGUUUUCAUGUGUGAUGAUCAGCAGGUGGGUUGCACGCUACAUCUUGCACAGAGCUGCUUUCCACCUAGGGGUUUUGUGAAGUGGUACCCUGUGUCAUUUACACACAGUUUGUCUCUCAGUGCCCUUGUGCCAUUCUUGACUCAUGCAUUUUCCAUUAUGCGCAUGCUUCCUUCUGCUGAGGUUGAUGGAAGGGGGCAGAGAUCAGCAGCUGAGCACGGGCUUUUCAUGCUGAAAGUCCCAGGUUCAGUCCCUGAAAUCUCCAGCUAAAUGGAUCUCAGGCUGGGAAAGAUCCCUGCUUGAGCUACUCCAGAGCACUUUUUAGUUGUAAACUGGGCUUCAUGGGAGAUCAACGGUCUGAUUCAGGGCUUGUCCACACUUGCACUUGACUCAUGCUUAGAAAGCAUGGGUCCAAGCGGUUUUCUGCUUGACCCGCACUUUCUAGGCACAGGUUCAAGCCAUUUCCCCCUUGGCCCACUCUUUCCCCAGGGAAAACAAGUUCUUUAGGUCAGAACAAACAUACAUACCGUAUUUUUCCGUGUAUAAGACUAGGGUUUUUUUUAACCAAAAAAUUAAGUUUAAAAUUGGGACUCUUCUUAUACACAGGUCGUGCUGAGGGGUGUUUUCUUAAUUUGGAGUCCCCCCAAAUAGGGGGCAUCUUAUACAUGGGGGCGUCUUGUACACCGAAAAAUAUGGUGUGUGUAUACACACACAUACCCACUGUACUUUGUACAGCUAAAUAAAUUAAUAAACCACUCCUUCUCAAUAGGCGUUCUUCUUCUCCCAUGCCACCUCUCAUAUCACAAAUUAAGCUCUGUGAGUAAAAAAAGAAAAGAAAAACAGAGUAAUACUGCAUGUACUUUUUGAUACUAACAUUCAAGAUAUAUCAGAUGGGUUCAGAGGAGGACAACCAAGCGCAGUAAUUGUUUGGAAUGCAAAAGCCGCUGGAAAAUUCAGAAGGGACAGAUAGUGUUCCACCAUCUGGGAAAGGAGUUAACUUUUCCAAUAGUGUAGGCUGCUGCAGUCUGAAGCACAACCACUAAUUGUUUUCUGUCAACACUGAGGGCAAAGCAAAGAUGGGCUUAAAUUAAAGGAAGACAAGAUUUCCUACCCAUAAGAAUACCUGGGAAUUGGGACAAGUUGCCGGAGGAAGUUCUGGUUUUCACCCUUAGAUGAUAUGUUAUAAAUAGGCUGAAUGAAACAGCUAACAGGAUACUUGGGGGCAAACAACAUGAGCAGCACACACUGACACAAAUUUGUGAGGAAAGUAGUUCUCUUCUUAUCCAAGGUAACCCUUGUGAAGUGGAAAUACAAAUGUCAAGAUAGAUUUUUGUGGAACUUCUUACAAAUGCGACAUUGUUUCAGUGUAUUUGAGUCCCUCAUUACCAAAAGAAUAGUUUAAAAAUUAAUACAGUGGUACCUCUGGUUACAGACGCUUCAGGUUACAGACUCCGCUAACCCAGAAAUAGUACCUCAGGUUGAGAACUUUGCUUCAGGAUGAGAAAAGAAAUCCUGCUCCGGCGGUAGCGGGAGGCCCCAUUAGCUAAAGUGGUACCUCAGGUUAAGAACAGUUUCAGGUUAAGAACAGACCUCCAGAACGAAUUAAGUACAGUGGUGCCCCGCAAGACGAAUGCCUUGCAAGACGGAAAAACCGCUAGACGAAAGGGUUUUCCGUUUUGGAGUUGCUUCGCAGGACGAAUUCCCCUAUGGGCUUGCUUCGCAAGACGAAAAUGUCUUGCGAGUCUUGAGAUUUUUUUUCACUUUCCCCCCCCUUUAUCUAAGCUGCUAAGCCUUUAAUAGCCUUUUAGCAGCUAAUCCGCUAAGCCUUUAAGCCUUUAAUAGCCGCUAAACCGCUAAUAGCGCUAAUCCGUUAAGCCGCUAAUAGGGUUGCUUCGCAAGACGAAAAAACCGCUAGACGAAGACACUCGUGGAACGGAUUAAUUUCGUCUUGCGAGGCACCACUGUACUUAACCCGAGGAACCACUGUACUUGUUAUCAAGUGGGAUCUGCAACAAAAUGUUGCAGCACUGUUUAGUGUUCCAUCUUCUCCAGGAUACUCCAUUCCAUCACCCAGUGUCCCUCUUACCCACUCCCCAAACAUUUAGCAAUUUGUGACCAAUGAGGACAUUUGGGCUGUGCACACAUUCCCGUUGACUCUGCAUCUGGUGUGUUCCCACCGCUGGUUUGAGAAAUGGGGUCCACACACAUCACAGACCGCAACCCACACCUGCUCUGUCACUUUUUAUGAAGUUCUAUGUUCUGACGUCUUUUCUUCCAAACCAGCUUCAAUCAGAAUUGGAAACCACCACCCCACCAACCCCAACAACAUCUGGAGCUGGAGAGCACCACAUUCGCCGCUCCUGCAUGGUUGUUAUGUAUAUUAUUUUCCUCCAAACACAGCAGGGCUGGGGAAGCUCUAUCCCUCCAGAUGUUAUUGGACUCCCAUUAGCCCCAGCCAGCACGGCCAGUGGUCAGGCAUGAUGGGAACUGUAGUGCAACGACAUCUGAAGGGCCAAACGUUCCCUAGCCUUGGGUUGGUGUAUUUUACUUACACAAGGGAGGCCUGGGUUUGAAUCCCUGUGGUCUUACAAGAAACAAUGGGUAAUGUAAUGAGUAUGAGUUACUCGUGCGUAAACGGGUGCCUCUCUAGGCUAAUUUGCCUUGUUAAACCUUUCUGACUGCACAGCCCUUUCUCAUCGUGACUGCCUCAGUCGCUGGCAGAAUCCGUCAGUGGGCGUCUCUUGAACCUCUUCCAACAUAAAAGUUGUUUGACACCCAGUCUCCUCCUCCUCUCACUGCGCGGGAGUCUUCUGCGCAGGGAGGGCGUGGGUAGCGGAGGACCUGUCCCCUCCUCACUGAGUUCCAGUGAAGAGUCCUGGAGCCCUCUCUCCGAUUGCCCCAGCUGCCCCCGGGGAUCCCUGGUGUUGCGCUGAUUUGCUUCCCCCUCUACUGAGCUGUUUCUCCCCCUGCUGCUGGGUCCUUCGCCAGCAUCAUCUAGGAGCCUCCCCUUCGCCUCUCGCUCCAAUGUCAGUUCCCUGACAGGUAAUAGCCAACAUUUGCCAUACUCAGAGUAUAGACAUUGAAAUCAAUGGGAUCUGUGAGUGUUGGCUACCAUCCCAUAUUAUUACUUGUGUGUCUUGGGGAAGUUCUCGUGGGAAAGGGGGAUAUAAAUCUGGUAAACAAAACAAAUCUUAUUGGAAGUAUAAACCCCUUCAUCCGACCGCCCUUGAUACAUAGCUAAUAUCUAAAUCGGACGCUGUUGCACUUGGGUCUGGCCUUGGAGCUUCUGAUGGCCAUGUGGUUGGUCACUGUGAGAACAGGAUGCUGGACUAUAUGGGCUUUUGGCCUGAUCCGGCGGGUCUCCUCACAUGAGGACUUCAGAUAAACCCCCAGUUUCUCCCUAGUGUGAGCUUACAGUUUCUCUAGUCAGUAGCCACAUAGUUAACAUUGGUGUCCUCCCAUGUGGCAGCCAUAAGAAACCAUGGCAGCCCACAAUAAACAAGAAAAGCAGAAGAGAGACCCUUAAGACAACAAACUAGACUAACCAUUGCACCACAAUGACUGUUAAGGCGAGAAUCAAGUACACCUGGACAACCCAAGAGCUCUGGCUCUCAAUGCAUCUAUCCCAGCUUCUGUUCCGAGUUUGGCUCCCCGUAAAUGGACUGAAUACUAACCACUGGCCAUAUGCCUCUGUUUAUUUACCCGCCUACGUUAGGAUGAGAUGCUAUCGCAGUUGGGCCUUCUGCUCUCACCUGGGAGAUACAAAGGAGAAAGUACAGCAUCCAGGCUGUUCAACUCCUUCCCGGCCAUAAAGUUCUUUUAUAGUCAGGCUAACGAUCGUGCCGCUCACAGGAACUCCUCGAUUAGUGCUGCUGAUGCAGCUUCAUUGAAUUUUCUUGCUGAGUCUACUCUGGGGGUAAACAGCAAUUUAGUAACUCAGACAACAACAGAAUGCUUUGCUAAGGGAUUGUUGGCCAGUGCCAGGAAAGAGUCUUCGCUGGCUUCCCAGCUUCACCCUCAGCCAGAAGCAUGACUAGCAGACGCACAGCACUGCUAAGACUUUAUGUGUGGCUCUGCAAUCCAAAUGCUCCAAGUGUCCUUUUUCCCCCAGGGACAGUCCUGGAUUUACAGAAGGCACCCCAGUUUCUGAUUUGAUCCUAAAAAUAUCCCACUUUUCCUUAGGAUGUCCCUAUUUUCGCUGAAUAAACAUUGCAGGGUAUGGAGUUAUCUAAGGGACGCAGGUGGCGCUGUGGGUUAAACCACAGAGCCUAGGGCUUGCCGAUCAGAAGGUUGGUGGUUCGAAUCCCCACGAUGGGGUGAGCUCCCGUUGCUCGGUCCCUGCUCCUGCCAACCUAGCAGUUCAAAAGCAUGUCAAACUGCAGGCAGAUAAAUAGGUACCGCUCCAGCGGGAAGGUAAACGGCAUUUCCAUGCACUGCUCUGGUUCACCAAAAGCAGUUUAGUCAUGCUGGCCACAUGUAUGUAUGCCAGCUCCCUCGGCCAAUAAAGCAAGAUGAGCACCGCAACCCCAGAGUCGGUCACGACUGGACCUAAUGGUCAGGGGUCCCUUUACCUUUACGGAGUUUUCUGACCCCCGAGCUGCCUGAAGGCAACCCAGUAUAUGGAAUUUUCUUUUUUUGAACGUUUAAUGUUUUAUUAUGUUUUUAUAUAUGUUGGAAGCCACCCAGAAUGGCUGGAGCAACCCCGUCAGAUGGGUGGUGUCUAAAUAGUAAAAUUAUUUUUAUGGAAUGGGACGUCCCUAUUUUCAUUGGAGAAAUGUUGGAGGCUAUGCAAUCCAAUUUGGGGUUGUUGGCUUUUUGUUAAUACAAUGCAACCACUGAGAUUGUAGGUUUAAGUGGAAGACUGGGACAGGAAGAGAGAGACUCUUUAACCCUAUUCCCAGGCACCAUUUUCACGUUGAAAAUCUCCCCCUUCUUUUUCUCCUUCUCAUCACACACAUACAUGUACCAUUUCCAGACUUUUGCAAUCUUCAGGUGAGAUUCAAUUCCAUAACAGCAAAUUCAGGUUGUACAAUUAAAGUUGAGUUGGGGGGGUGGAGAAAGAAAGAAAGAAAGAAAGAAAGAAAGAAAGAAAGAAAGAAAGAAAGAAAGAAGCAGCAAGUUUUGAACCAGGGGUUUUCUGAAUCAUAGCUCAGAAUCAUAGCUCCUAAGCUACGCCAUCUCUUAUAAGUCCCUGCAUCUCAGGUGAACUUAUCUCUAAGGUAAAACUGCACCUUGGAGCCCCAUAAAAGAAGGGCAGCAGGACACAAAGACAUGCCUGCAUUUAAAGCCCAUUUAAAGCUCAUUAUUCCCCCUAAAGAUUCUUGGGAACUGUGGUUUACUCCUCACAAAGCUACAAUUCCUUAACACGGUCUGCCCUUUGCUGCUAGCUUGCAUGACUUUUUAAAAAGAUUAGACAAAUCCAUGGACAUUUGCACCAGCGCCGAGGCAGCGGUGGUGCAAAGUUUGGGUUCUGAAACAAGUCACAUUUGUGCAGCUUGCUCUUAGCCAUGUUUACUUAGAAGUCCCACUGGUUUUUAAUGGGACUUACUUUCGAGUAAAUGAAGCAUAGGAUUGCCAACUUAACUGCAGUCGUGAGUUUGGCUUGCGGGGAGGGAAGUACUCUCUUCUAGGUUAGACUUUGGAACUAGCCAUGAAGAGGUUAAUACCACUGGGAAGAACCACCCCAGGCUUGCAAGGACACCAGUGACUCAGAGCAGGAAGUUGGGCCGCCAACAGCUGUCAGCUGGCCUAGGAAUCAAUGGCACCCGGCAGGAUGGAAGGGUGGGGGUGGGGGUGGUCGGGAAGGCACUCAGCAUCUCCUCACAAAGCACUUAUGAGCUGGCAACCUUUUAGCCUUCCCUGCAUGUGCUUCCCUUAUUGUUGCUGCUUCCCUUCAUUAUGGAGCAGCACAGACUGGAUAUUCAGAGUCAUGCUUUGUUUUUGUGUUUAAUUGAAGUAACACAGAGGCUACAUUCACAGCUUUCAUUCUGAACCCCGUGAUACCACUUUAAGCAAUCAUGGCUACUCCCUCCCCGCAAAAGGGAGCUGUGUUCCUCUCCCAGAGCUGCAAUUCCCUGAGUAGUUUGACAGCCAAUGCCUCUUCUCAUGGAACUCUGGGAAUUGUAGCACUGUGGUGCUGCGUCCUGCCACAUGUGCAUUCACUGAAUAAGGGAAAUAGAGAGCCUGGACCCCUGACUAUUUAUUGCUUUGUUGCAAACGGAGAAGCUUAAGUAGAAGUAAAGGGGCACUCAUGUAAAACAGCUGGUCUUUUAGUCUAUGGGUGGAUCUACACAUAGGGGAAAAACGCUAUAAAUAAGUCAGAAAUGUGAUAGUUAUAACGAAAGAAAAAUAUAUAUAUGGAAAAUUUUGUUUUAAAAUUUUUUGCUCUCUGGCGCCAUCUGGUGUUGCAUGUUUAUAGCACAUUCAAAUAGCUGUGUCUUUGUUUAUGUAGCUGAGUCCUAUAUCAGACCUACCAAAAAAAAAAGAGGGUGCUUUCAGACUGUCACUGUUUUUUUGGGUGGAAGAAAGUGAUGGAAAGUGUGGGGCAGCACUUUCUUCAAAGCAAUGCUGUCUAACCUCCCUGUACUCCCUGUAAACAAUCCAAUGUCGCAUAAUCUCCCUGCAAACAGAUCAGGGGGUUAGACUAGGUGACCCUUGGGUCCCUUCCAACUCUAAGAUUCUAUGAUUCUAGGUUGAAUGCUCAAUAAGCAAGACGCCUGGAAGCAGUAAGAAAGAGAGAAAGAUACUCUGUCCAGGCCUUGCCAUUCCUCAUCUUCACCCAACCAAUAGGACUCUAUUUCCCUGCUUAUGCCAGCUGCCAAAAGCUGCUGUUUCUCAAAUACAAUCUGCCAAACAGACACUGGUCUUGAAUCUCAACUCUGGGAGUGAGUGGCCCAUUCUGGAAAUGAACAUACAUAGCCAUUAAAGAACAUUUUAGCUGUUCUCUUGUGUCAAAUCCCAUCUGGAGCCACUUCUCGUAAAACCGUCGUAAUAGACCGACUCACACUAAUCAGGCAGUAAUCUCACUACAUCGUAACAGGGAGGGUGCUUUCAGUUCAUCUGAAACAAGAUAAUGGAACAUAAAAACAGAAGCAGGGUCUUUGAGAUAUUUACUUAAACUGUAGCACACAUUGUGGAUUUCACCUCUGUUUAUUUUCUCAAUAAUUAGAUAUUUCCCCCCCAAAAUAUCUAAGAGCAACUGUGACUGACCUGCGGCUUUCUAGAUGUUGUCGGACUCCAACUCGCAUCAACCGCCAUCUAGCAUAGAUCAUAGAAUCAUAGUUGGAAGAGACCCCAAGGAUCAUAAAGUCCAACUCCCUGCAAUGCAGAUGGUCUUAUGUACACAGUUUCUCUUGAAAGCAACACACACACACACACACACACACACACACACACGUGUCUCUUGCAUAAUACAGUAGACCCUCUGCAUACGAACUUAAUUUGUCCAGGGGGUCCGUACUUACCCCGAAAAGUCUGUAUCUGGAGGCGCCACUUCUGCGCAUGCACACGGCACGAUAGAGCGCUUCUGCGCAUGCGCGUGCGGCAAAACCCGGAGGUAUACAUUAAAGUAUACAUUACCCGAAGGUAAUGUAACCCGAGGUACCACUGUACCCAUCUACAGCAAGGGCAAGGAAUCCAGAGUCCUCCAGAUGUUGUCGGAAUCCAGAUUCCAUCAGCCCCAGUCAGCAAGGCCAAGGAUGGUGAGCUAUGCUGUAGUGCAAUAACAUCUGGAGGUUUGCAGACUCACCAACCCUGCUGCAUUGUCACUGGCUUUGUAUGAGCCAAGAGUCUGUGGCAGCUUUUCACAUGUCACUAAGGAGAGGUCUUUCCGGUUCUGUGGCAGCAUUAUCCGGAUCUCACCUAGCUGUUCCAUUGCCUUGCAGGUGGGCAUUCGUGUCUGGAAUUCCUGUCUCUCCCACAGCCAUGGAGGCCGAUACUGCAAUUGACACCAGUAGGGUAGGAGAUCUGGUGCUUCUGGACCCAUUGACAGAAGAUACGUUAAUCCAGAAUCUGGAGAAGCGCUUCCAACAUAAGGAAAUCUAUGUAAGAGCGGCAGCGAUUGGGGGUGGUGGUAACUGAACUGGGUGGCAGCCUUUCUAACUGGGGUGGAAGGAUCUGUCAAUUUUGGUGCUCUCCGUUUCUCAUUUUUCAAAUCUUAAUUACAUUUCUAUGCACUUUGCAGCAAUUUAUGGUUCUCCCCCCUCCCUUUUAUUAUUUUUUUUAAUAAGAUAUUUAUUAAAGUUUUCAAAAUAUUACAAAGUAAAAAUAGAAAAAAGAAAAAUACAAAAUAAAAUUAGUUAAAAACAAGUCAAUCUUUCCAUUACUUAUUUUUCAUUAGCUUGUUUCCCGGACCUCCUCACGCCUCCCUUUUUUGUAUUCCAGUUCAGUUUGUUGGUUCAGCAAAUCCUUCCCCUCUUUGUUUAUCCUAAUCUUUAAUCUUAAAGUAUUGUAACAUUAAAUUUUUACCUGUUAGUAAUCCAUUUUUCAUAUUCCCUUAUAAUAUUUCAGCUAAAAACCAUUUAAUUUCUAUCCAACAUCAUUCUAACAUUCAUUAAUUUUACAAUAUUUCUGUAAAUAGUCUUUAAAUUUCUUCCAAUCUUCUUCCACCGACUCUUCUCCCUGGUCUCGGAUUCUGCCAGUCAUUUCCGCCAGUUCCAUAUAGUCAAUCACCUUCAUCUGCCAUUCUUCCAGAGUGGGUAGAUCUUGUGUCUUCCAAUACUUUGCAAUGAGUAUUCUUGCUGCUGUUGUGGCAUACAUAAAAAAAGUUCUAUCCUUCUUUGGCACCAGUUGGCCGACUAUGCCCAGGAGAAAGGCCUCUGGUUUCUUCAAGAAGGUAUAUUUAAAUACUUUUUCAAUUCAUUGUAGAUCAUCUCCCAGAAAGCCUUAAUCCUUGGGCAUGUCCACCAAAGGUGGAAGAAUGUACCUUCAGUUUCUUUACAUUUCCAACAUUUGUUAUCGGGCAAAUGGUAGAUUUUUGCAAGCUUGACUGGAGUCAUGUACCAUUUUCAUAAUAUUCUCUCUUAAUGCAUUACAUGCCGUAAACUUCAUACCUGUGGUCCAUAACUGUUCCCAAUCAGCCAUCAUUAUGUUAUGUCCAACAUCUUGUGCCCAUUUAAUCAUAGCAGAUUUCACCGUUUCAUCCUGAGUAUUCCAUUUCAACAGCAAGUUAUACAUCUUUGAUAAAGUCUUAGUUUUGGGUUCUAACAGUUCGGUUUCUAAUUUUGAUUUUUCCACCUGGAAGCCAAUUUUCUCUCCCCCCCCUUUUAAUCCUCAUGAAAAUUCAUUUGGACUCCGAACAUUUCUCCGAACUCAUUUUUAUAUGCAGUUUCACCAAACAUAUACACAUUUUUGCAAGCAAAUUCCCCUAAUAUAAUGCGUUUUUUGUAAACAUGGUUUCGUUGGAGAACUGCAACGCAAAAUUUGGAUACGUGUGAAUUUGAAAGGAUGGCUGUAUUUCAGUUCUCGUAUUGCUUUGGAAAAUGAAAAUUUGACAUAUUAGGCAUUAUAUACAUACUGGUUUUGUCCUCCAUCCCUAUUUUUAACUUCAGAAUGGGAAACAUGAGGCACUGUGCAGUAUGACAUGCACAGUCCAAUCGUAUGCAUAUUUUCUCCCGUCAGCUCCCUAGAGAACAUGUAUAGCUUUGCAGCCUAGGUGUAUUUUUGUAUAGAGAAAUAGGCAACAACCAUUGCAGCUCCUGUCCAGAGACACAGCUGACUGGCUGUGCAGGACGAAGCAUGCCAACUUUCCAACAGGCUUCUGUAGCUGUGCCUUUCACAGUGAGUGACGAUGCACAUACAUUAUCAAGUUUGUGCCGUGAAAAGCUUCUCCUGUAGAUUCCUGAAAAAGAAGCUGGGGUUUAAAGGCACAGCAGCAAUACAGACCAAAGCAGCGUUUCCUCCCCUGAUCAUUUGGCAAUCCUCAUCCCAGGGGAUGGAGAAAGAGAGGUGGCGCUGUGGUAACAGAAGCAGGGGCCGAGGGAAAACAAGCUGGAGGAAAGUCAGCUGAGGGGUCAGCAGGAACUGACUCAUUCAUUUACUCAGCUUCAGCCCAUUGAGGAUUUGAACACUGGUUUCUCAGGUCCUAGUCUAUUAUGCUAACCACUACACCAUACUGUCUCUGGUUAAUUCAAUACCUGAGUUAUGGGGAGGCAGAAAAGGCCCUGACCUCCUUACCUUUUUGUACUGGCCAGCUUAGCUACUUUUUUCAGAAGUGACAAGGGAGCAUGAUGUGUCUGAAGCUGGGAGAGGACUCAGGAGCUGGACUUGUGGGCAGUGGCGUAGCAUGGGGGGUGCAGGGGGGGCCGGCCGCACCGGGCGCAACAUCUGGGGGGCGCGCGCUCGCACUCGCAGCUCUCUGCCCCUACCUGGCUCACUCACUCUCUCUCACGGGUUAGGGGGCGCAAAUUACUUGCCUUGCCCUGGGUGCUGACAACCCACGCUACGCCACUGCUUGUGGGUGUUUAUUAAGGACACCCUACUCUUUCACCCCAAUUUUGAGCACUGAAAGCAUCUUGCUGUUCGUAAUAGCAACAUUCCUGCCUUGACAGACAUACAUCGGGAAUGUGGUGAUCUCCGUGAACCCGUACGAGCAGCUGCCCAUUUACACGGAAGAAAUAGUGGAGGAGUAUAAGAACUGUAACUUCUUUGCGGUAAAACCCCACAUGUAAGUGAGACCCCCAAGGGAGUUUGGGGUGUGUGUGUAUGUGACAGCUUUGAGGAAUGGGAUGCUGGUAGCAAGCCAGCCAGCCUGCCCUUCUAAUGUAAGGUUACCAGACGUCCCCGUUUCCUGGGGACAGUCCCUGGAUUUACAAAUCAGUCCCCAUACAAAAUCAAUUGAAGUUGAAACAUGUCCCUGGAUUCAUUGAAAAAAAUCUGGUAACCUUAUUCUAAUGCUUCUUCACUGUGCCUACAUAGCUAUGCCAUAGCAGAUGAUGCCUAUCGCUCACUGAGAGACCAGGACAAAGACCAAUGCAUUCUUAUCACUGGAGAGAGCGGGGCUGGCAAAACAGGUGAGUGAGAAAGGGUUAUUCAAGGGAGGGAGGAGAACAUCAUAAAACAGGGGUGGGAGACAUGUGUGAGCUUCUGGAUGUUGCUGAACUACAAUUCCCAUCAGCCCCCAGCGAGCAUGGCCAAUGGUUAGGGAUGAUGGGAGUUGUAGUCUAGCAACACAUGGCAGGCCUUAGCAGAGUGGUGGGUUUAUAUAGUAAUGUUGGCGUGUUUCUGUUUGGCUGCAUCUACGCAGCUAUAAAAAACACCCUGGGGAAAAACCCGUCUUAAAGCUCACAAUGGAAAAUUUCAUAAGUUCCGAUUUCAGCUCUACAGUGCCAUCUGGUGUCACAGUGUUAAAACACAUUCAUAACUACCGUAUUUUUCCUUGUAUAAGACGCCCCCCCAUAUAAGAAGCCCCCUAUUUUUAGGGACUCCAAUUUAAGAAAAUAGGGGGGAGAUUGCCCCAUGUAUAAGAUGACCCACAGACCCCAUAAUUUUAAAGUAAAAUGACCUAGUCUUAUACACGGAAAAAUACAGUACUUUUCCCCUAAUGUAGCUGAGUCCUAUGUAGUUUGUGGCCAGCCUUCCCCAAACUGAUGUCCAACUGAUCACUAGUCAUGCUGCCUGGGGCUGACUGAGGUUGGAGUCCAACAACAUCUGAAGGGCAACAGAGGAAGUGUGCACUAAAGAGACUGAUACGGCUUCAUAUCAUGUAACAUGCUACUGUCAGGGGAUGGCAGGAUGCUGAAGAGUGAGCACCAGGGGAAGUGGGGGCUGGAGUCUGACUUGGGAGAGGGGGCCAGUGGUCUGUGGGGACCUGUACCAGCCAAGAAGCAGGAAUCGGAGGCAGGGGAAGCUUCUGAGCUGGAGGAAGAGGCAGGCCAGGCAAGUGAAGGUCUGGGUGCUCCCCACCCUCUGCUGAACCACUGUCUCCCAGAACCAGGAGGGGACUGAAGAGGGAUGAGCAGAGGAAGUUUCCAUGCAGGUGCAGUCUCCAGCUGUGUGCACGCAGCCCAUCGGGGGAAGGUACAUAAACUGGUGGAGGGGGAAUGGUUCCCAGUUGCUGAAACUGCUCCAUAGGGCAUGGACAUUGGAACAGCUGCCUAGACACCAAGCGGGUGUGCAUAGUUCUUGAGAGCUGUAGAAGUGACUGUGAUAUCUUUGACAACAGUUAACUCUGUGCCAUGUGCAUUCUUUCACUGGGAAGUGCCCUUGACACUAUCCAAAAAUUACCACAGCCUGUGUUCCACGUGGUUCCCUCACCCCCCAGUCUCCUUGUUCACAUAGAGCAGUGUUUCCCCAUUUUGGGUCUCCUGCUGUUUUUGGACUACAAUUCCCAUCAUCACUGAACACUGGUCUUGCUAGUUAGGAAUGGUGGGAGUCGUAGUCCAAAAACAACUGGAGACCCAAGUUUGGGAAACAAUGACAUAGACAGAUAUAAAUAGGCUGUUCACAGCUGAAAAUGCCCUCCUGCCUUGCAUGAAAUCCGACUACGUGCUUAUGCAAACAAUUAUGCACACAUCUCCCAACAACAGUAUAAUCCAGAAGCAGGAACCUCUGGCCCUAAGGCUUAAUUAGGACUGCCAAUCCUCUCCAUUGGACCUGCAAAGCCACUUUGGGCAAACCAUAUCCACGUGCUAGUCAUCUAACAUUGAAUGAUACCUGCGGCAGGACACUUAAAGUCUAUGGGAUCUCUAAUCUAAACACUACAGUACUAAGAUCAGCACUGAGGUUGGUGGAAAUACUGCUUUUGACUCUUAAAGAAUGGAUCUCUUACCUCUAGUCUCAUUAAGCUCCCCACCUCAGUACUUCUCAUACAUGCCCCAGUCAUUGCUCCUUCCACUUUUCCUGUACCCUCAGAGGCCAGCAAGCUGAUGAUGUCAUACGUGGCAGCUGUAUGUGGGAAAGGGGAACAGGUGAAUCGUGUCAAGGAACAAUUACUUCAGUCGAACCCAGUACUGGAAGGUAUGUACAUGCUGAUUUCUUCUCUGUGAAUGGAAUAGAGAGGGCUGUGUUCUGGGACAGCAAAGUAUCAAGGCUCUUUUGCACUUUUGAUAAGGAUGCUAAUUGUACGCAGUUGUUGCUCAUUACUUGUGAGGGAUCCAGAUGUCCCCACUGAAGCCAAAGCUUCUGUUGUAUUUAUUUGCAUUUGUUGUAGUUGUGCAAAUGUUACAGCCACAUUUUGGACAGUGCCCGUGGCAUUAGUGAUACCAACUUGUCUUGGCCUUGAGCUUUUGAGAACCUUUGAGUUUUCACAAUCUGUAGUCUAGCAAGUCCUUGAAUUCUAUACUAUUCUGUACCUGUUUGGUCCACUCCUGCCAUGAUACGUUGCCUCUACAAUCUAGUCCAGAAGACCUCUUAACGUCAUGGAGGAGGAGGCGUUUGGAUUUGAUAUCCCGCUUUAUCACUACCCUAAGGAGUCUCAAAGUGGCUAACAUUCUCCUUUCCCUUCCUCCCCCACAACAAACACUCAGUGAGGUGAGUGGGGCUGAGAGACUUCAAAGAAGUGUGACUAGCCCAAGGUCACCCAGCAACUGCAUGUGGAGGAGCGGAGACGCGAACCCGGUUCACCAGAUUACAAGGCUCUGAACCACUACACCACACUGGCUCUCCACCACAUGGAGGGGUGGGCAACGCUUUCCUGGGUAAACGUGCAACCCUUUUAAUAACCCUCUUCAUCCCCUAUUGCAGCCUUUGGAAACGCCAAAACCAUUCGCAAUGACAACUCCUCACGAUUUGUAAGUAUUUGCUGAGGAAUGAAUGUUUCGGGAGAGUUUGUGUCACAGCAAGAAUUAAGUGGAGCCACUUGAGAGGGUGGGGUGGGAAGAGAGAGUAAGAAUUAUGGACUCAGAUCUGCAACUACAUCAAAGUUCUACAACUCAAAUAGUACGCCAAGAAAAGAUGAUUGACGUGACCUGCAUAAAUGGUGUUAAUCAAAUGUCCAGGUAAUAUUCGCCUGUUUCGCAUCAUUUGUUGUUAUUCUACUCUUCAUGGAAAUGAGAAAACGUUGUGCAGCCUUGCUUUCCGACUUGAAGAAAUCUUGCUUGAUGUGGUUGGUUGGGGGGUACAAAUGCAUCUGUCAGGGCAAGAAGACUGUUGUUUUUAAAAUGAGAAAUGCUGCUGUUUUGGAGGAGAGGCCAUAGUUUUGCUUGAGACAUUUGCACUGUGGGGGAGAGGGAAACCCCUGAAUGCCAUUUUCCUGAUCUAGAUCCCCACUGAAACUGCUCCUUGCUCCACUGGGGAAAGUAAACAUGUCUCGUGUAGUUUGACCGUUGCUAUCUGUCAAUUUUAAAUCACCAAGUCCCCAUAUCUGCACUGUAAAUUGGGCUACUCUGAAGCAAAAAUGAGUUAAAUAAUAGGAACUCAAGUCCCAAAGGUGGGUGGACUUAGUAUCACAUCCUUCAGGGGUUACAGGCAGCUCAUUUUGCUUCAACAGCUUUCCACAUUCCCUUCUUCUCCUUAGGGCAAAUACAUGGAUAUUGAGUUUGACUUCAAGGGCGAUCCUUUGGGUGGUGUCAUCAGCAAUUGUGAGUAUGAGAUACCAGACCCUGAUAAAGUUUGUCAGAAUUUAUGCAGCCUAGGACCCACGUACCUACGGGACCGCGUCUCCUGGUGUGCCCCGCGGAGGACCUUAAGGUCCACAAAUGACAACACUUUGGAGGUCCCAAGUCUCAAGGUGAUUAGAUUGGUCUCAACUAGGGCCAGGGCCUUUUCAGUACUGGCCCCGACUUGGUGGAACGCUCUGUCACAAGAGACUAGGGCCCUGCGGGACUUGAUAUCUUUCUGCAGGGCCUGCAAGACAGAGCUGUUCCUCCUGGCCUUUGGUUUGGACUCACUCUCCCCGUAUGUUUCCCUCCCUUUAUGGUUUUCAUCUAUGGGCUACUUUUAAAAUGAGGCUGCAUUUUAAAUUGCAUUUUAACCUGUAUUUUAAAUUGGGAUUCCCCCCCCAUUAUAUUUUUAUUGUAAUUUUACUGGUGUUAGCUGCCCUGAGCCUGGCUCUGGCCAGGGAGGGCGGGGUAUAAAUAAAAUUUAUUAUUGUUGUUAUUAUUAUUAUUAUUAUUAUUAUUAUUAUGCAGAAAUGGGAUUUCAUCCUCUUGGCCAGUUGCUGGAACCGGAGGCUGCAACUCCCACCACACCUGACAAUUGGCCAUACUGUCUGGGGCUGAUGGGUGGUGGAGUCCAACAACAUUGGAGAGCCGUAGGUUCCCCAACCUUAAGACUCACACCUACAUUCUAGUAUCUAGUCAACGUUAGGGUUGCCAUAUUGCAAAAAAGAGGACACAUUUGCCAACUUCUACUUUUUACUAUGGAUCACUAUGACAACUCUACCCAUGAAAAAGAGGACAUGUCCUGGGAAAAGAGGACAUAUGGCAACCCUAGAAUGUGUGCUCUCCAGAUGUUUUGGACCACAGUUCCCACCAGCUCUGGCAAUUGGCCAUGCUAGAUGGGGCUGAGGAGAGUUGGACAUCCCAUUGGCUUCCCUGUCCAGCAACAUCUUCAAGGCAGCAGGUUCUGUGCUUCUGUUUAUCCUCAGAGGCACACUGCCAGGCUACAACUUUUUUCAGGAGCCUAGGAAUAUCCAGAGAUGCUACAGAUUGUAGAUUGGCCUUGAUGGUGCCCGUCCAACACUUACCUCUUUCAUUUCCUCCUUCCAUUUAUUCUCAGACCUGCUAGAGAAAUCCCGGGUGGUUCAUCAUGUCAAGGGCGAGAGGAAUUUCCACAUCUUCUACCAGCUGUUGUCUGGAGGCUCUGACGAGCUGCUCAGUACGUCUUUCAUGCACAGGGCCCAUAGCUGUCAACCGUCCCUUAUUUGGCGGGAAAGUCCCUUAUCCCAGCGCCGUGUCCCGCUGCUGUCCCUUAUUGAUGAUGUCCCUUAACUUUCCCGGGUUUCAAAGGAAGCAGCUCUUCUUCCUCCCUCCCUGCCAGCCAGGGAGGAGGGAGGCUCCAACUGUGUUGCUUGGCUGUGUUGCUCACCCAAGAAGGAGUCGUUCUUAGACUGGGGGGGGGGCGGGUUGAGCUUGCAUGCCUUGUGCCGAUCAAAUCGGCUGUGUUGCCUGGGGACUCGCCUUUGCUCAGCACUUCCCAGCAGAGAGGUGACAGUAGUUUCCCUUGCUGCAUCCCCUUUGCCGGGUUGCUGCGCUGUGGGAACCACCGCUUGAGGCUUUGUUUGGCUGCUGGCUGGGCUUUCUGCCUUUGGCUCAGAGGGGCUCAGAAGUUGAACAUACCUGUGCUCUGAAAAUCCCUUAUUUUGGCUGCUGAUCCCUUAUUUUUGAGGCUGCUGGUCCCUUAUUUUCAAAUCUGUAAGUUGACAGCUAUGACGGGGCCUAAAGCACACAAUGGCCGAGUUAGAGGGCUGCAUUCUAGGCCAAGUGUGUGUGGCCCCAUUAGGGAAGAGAGCUCUGGCCAUUUACUUCUGAGUGGGGGUGGCUGAGUCUUGCAAGUGGGGGGACGCAUCAUAGCAUCAGAAUAUGGCCUCCCUUAACACAGGGGUGGGGGGCUUUGUGAAUAAAGGAGUGGUGAGAACCACAGACGCCACGACAAUGAUUCCUCCUCUUCAACAGGACAGCUGAAGCUGCAACGAGACUGCCGCCUUUAUGGUUACCUCAACAGAGAGGCCUCAAGCCUGCGCGGUAUGGAUGAUGCCGCCAAUUUCAGAGCUGUUCAGGUAUGAGUUGUGCUGUGUGUCAUAGUGGGGUCUGGGGUAUAAACUGUACUGGUCUGUGAGUGGCAGAAGAUGUAGUAGUGGUAGUAAUGGUGAUGAUAUUUGUCCUCAUGUAACCUAUAUGCAUGCAGCCAUGAACAGGAUGGAGUUUUCUGAAGACUUACAUACCCUCCAACAUUUCUCAGAUGAAAAUAGGGGUGUCCUGUUCCCAUCUGACUGGGUUGCCCCAGCCACUCUGGGCGGCUUUCAACAUACAGUGGUACCUCGGGUUACAUACGCUUCAGGUUACAUAUGCUUCAGGUUACAGACUCCGCUAACUCAGAAAUAGUACCUCGGGUUAAGAACUUUGCUUCAGGAUUAGAACAGAAAUCGUGCUCCGGUGGUGUGGUGGCAGCGGGAGGCCCCAAUAGCUAAAGUGGUGCUUCAGGUUAAGAACAGUUUCAGGUUAAGAAUGGACCUCCAGAACGAAUUAAGUUCUUAACCUGAGGUACCACUGUAUAAAAACAUAAUAAAAUAUUAAACAUUUUAAAAAAAACACACUUUCCCUACACAGGGCUGCCUUUAGGUGUCUUCUAAAGAUUGUAUAGUUACUUAUCUCCAUGGCUCGGGGGGUCGCAUAACUCCAUACCCUGCAAAAUUUCUCUGAUGAAAAUAGAAGAAGAAGAAGAGGAGGAGUUUGGAUUUGAUAUCCUGCUUUAUCACUACCCUAAGGAGUCUCAAAGCGGCUAACAAUCUCCUUUCCCUUCCUCCCCCACAACAAACACUCUGUGAGAUGAGUGGGGCUGAGAGACUUCAGAGAAGUGUGACUAGCCCAAGGUCAACCAGCAGCUGCAUGUGGAGAAGCGGGGAAUCGAUCCCAGUUCACCAGAUUACGAGUCUACCGCUCUUAACCACUACACCACACUGGCUCUCCAUAGGGUCGUCCUAUGGAAAAGUGGGACAUUCUGGGAUCAAAUCAGAAACCAGGAUGGCUUCUGUGCAUCUGGGACAGCCUUGGGAAAAUAGGGGCACUUGAAAGGUCUGGACUUAGGGCUCAUUCACACUUCCAUUUGCUCCAUCAUUAUUCCCCCAGGAAAACUUGCGUUUUAGCACUGAACAAAUGGCAAUUGGGGUUUCCACAUAUUGCCAUUUGUUCCAAUUCAGCGCUAAAGAGCAGGUUUUCUGGGGUAAAGCAACAGGGCAGAGGCAGAACUGCUCAGACCCUUGCCUGGAAAACAUAGGAUAGGACAACUGCUGGACCCAUGCUUUCUGGGCAUGGGAAUAAGCAGAAGUGUGGACUAGCUCUUAGGGGAACCCCAGGUUUAUAGAAGUACAAAUGAGAGACAUAGAGAACACCACAACAUGAAGUAUGAGCAGGGCCGGCUCAAGACAUUCUCUCACCUGAGGCAAACCACAAAAUGGUGUUCUCCCCUACCAGGGAAAUAGGGGUGAGAGAAGAUCUAAAUCAAGAAUAGGGAGGGGGGAUAAAGAUCGACAUUGGGAUUGGAUGCCCCUUGGGGAUCCUGCUGCCUGAGGCAGUCGCCUCACCUUGCCUCUUGGGUAUGAGCAUGUUCAGUAGCUAUGAAAUCCUCACUGACUGUUGGUGUAUGUGUGUAAAACUGGGGAGGGGAAAUGUGUGUGGGGGGAAAUGUGUGUAUGUGUGUGUGGGGGGUAUCCUGGAAAGGGGCAUGGGUGACUGGAACCCUGAGCAGAAGCACGCACGCCACAUAGCAGCAUUCUGUUGCAGGUCCCACUUGUAUAUUCCUGCGAAUCCACAGACCUGCCCUAUGGCAUAUUAUCCUUCUCUCUAGUUAAUCAGAGUGCUUUCAGAGACAGGGGCUUAAUGUUGCAAAUGGGUCGUUGAGAUAUUGCAAAUAGGAAGUUGGUGGCAGUUUUGUUGAAUUUCCCCCAGAAAGGGAAAACCAGGAUUAGAUUGGGGUAGAGAGUAUGGACUGGCAUUUUGAACCCAGGAAAGUCUUGUGGACAGAUAAGGAGCACUGAUAUCAUAUUAAACACCUGCCUGGGAGCACCCUUAGGUAAAGGUAAAGGGACCCCUGACCAUUAGGUCCAGUCGUGGCCGACUCUGGGGUUGUGGCGCUCAUCCCGCUUUAUUGGCUGAGGGAGCCGGCGUACAGCUUCCGGGUCAUGUGACCAGCAUGACUAAGCCACUUCUGGCGAACCAGAGCAGCGCACGGAAACGCCGUUUACCUUCCCACCAGAGUGGUACCUAUUUAUCUACUUGCACUUUGACGUGCUUUCGAACUGCUAGGUUGGCAGGAGCAGGGACCGAGCAGCGGGAGCUCACCUCGUCGCAGGGAUUCGAACCGCUGACCUUCUGAUUGGCAAGUCCUAGGCUCUAUGGUUUAACCCACAGCGCCAUUUACACAUCCAUUUUUGGCCCUGAAAGUAUAAUUGGGUUUUGCCUUGGAUCUCAACACGCUCAUGCACAGAAGGCUUUGUUGUGGCCCAUAGGGAGCUCACCUGAGGGCUUUCCUGUGUUUAACCCUGUUCCCUAAUGCUGCUUUUCUUGAAGGAUGCUAUGCGAGCCAUUGGCUUCUCCCCAUCAGAGAUCACAGCGGUGCUGGAGGUGGCUGCUGUCGUCCUCAAACUUGGCAACAUAAAGCUGGGGCAGCAAUUUCAGGCCAGUGGAGCAGAAGCUUGUGGAAUCGAGGAUGACAAAGGUCAGCAGGGCAGGAUGGGUCAUCUCCAGGAUUACCAUGCAGAGUUUGGCCCAGGGCUGAUUGCCCCAUAGUAGCUCACGAUUUUGAGAACCAGAUCUUUCCCCAGGUGUUAUGUGGGUGCUUGCAGCCUGUGUGCCAUUUGCUUAAUAGUCUCAGUUCCGUGGUGUGAUACACCCGGUGGCCAGGGUGCCAUAAUGGGUUUAGAAUUAAAAGGGUGUUCCUAAAUACAGUUGGAACAUCAACUGCCUUAUACGAUUUAGCAACAUUUAGUAAUCCAAUGGGACAUCACCACUUUGCGAGUUCCCUCCACAACCUACUGCAUGUGGCAGGAAUAAAAAUAAUAGCAGGCAAACAACCUUUUAGGGAAAAGUUGUCUGCUGUUACUGAUCUAACUGAGGUGAAGGAAGACUCUGAUUCCAAACCUCUGCUGCAUUGUGGGAUAUCUUUGGGAGAAGAAAAGGCUAAGGAGUAAACUCUACACCAAGCUUCCUCAAACUUGUCCCUCCAGAUGUUUUGAGACUACAAUUCCCAUCAUCCUUGACCACUGGUCCUGCUAGCUAGGGAUCAUGGGAGUUGUAGGCCAAAAACAUCUGGAGGGCCGAGUUUGAGGAAGGCUGCUCUACACAAAUCCAAAGUGAAGUCCCUAAGGUGGUUGGAUGGAGCCUUGUAUGCCUCCUUCUGACAACUCCUGCAUCCAAGCUGGUGCCAAACCGAUUGCUCUGCCUUCCUUCGGACGACAUCAGCGAGGCCAAGAGCAGGGUCUCAUCAUCUGGGCAGCUCAGGACUUCCAUACACGUUGCCCAGGCUUGUGCCCCAGAGAGGUCGCUUUGGUGCUGCUAACAAAUGCACAAAUUGGGGGAAAGUGUGCAUAAGAAAGCACAUAUUUGUGAAAACAGUUUUUUUCAAGAAUGUGUUAUUUUAGGGGAAAUUGCUCACCACAAAAAUUAUAGAAGGUUGUAGACAAAAUGCCUAUAUUAGGAUAAGGUAAAGGUAAAGGGACUCCUGACCAUUAGGUCCAGUCGUGACCGACUCUGGGGUUGCAGCGCUCAUCUCGCUUUAUUGGCCGAGGGAGCUGGCAUACAGCUUCCGGGUCAUGUGGCCAGCAUGACUAAGCCGCUUCUGGUGAACCAGAGCAGCGCACAGAAAUGCCAUUUACCUUCCUGCUGGAGCUUUACCUAUUUAUCUACUUGCACUUUGACAUGCUUUUGAACUGCGAGGUUGGCAGGAGCAGGGACCGAGCAACGGGAGCUCACCGUGUGGCAGGGAUUCAAACUGCCAAUCUUCUGAUCAGCAAGUCCUAGGCUCUGUGGUUCAACCCACAGUGCCACCUGCAUCCCUAUAUUAGGAUAAAUGUGCACUAAAAUGCUGGCAAUUUUUUUACAAGGACUGGGGGGAAAGUAAUCCAGACUGAUGUAGAAAUGUGGAGAACAAGACUGAGAACAGCUGAAAUGGGCAAGUUUGUCCAUCCCUGCCCACUAGAAUGAAUGGAACAGUAAUUGGUAGAAGACAGCCUGAGCUUGGGAAACUCCUGCCUCGAUCCCCGCUGAGCCUCCCUGCCUUGAUUUCUCUGCAUUGCAAUGUGUCUCCAGUACCAGGGUGAGGAACUCACUUCCCGCUUUGCUUUUGCAGUGGUCCGGGAGAUCUGUCAGCUCAUCCAGUUGAGUGAAACUGCCCUGGAGCAGGCUUUGUGCUCUCGCACAGUGGAAGCCCAUCAGGAGAAGGUGGUGACAACACUAACAGUUUCACAGGUGAGUGUGGAGCUGAGGUGCAUGCAGAUUUCCAUUAGGUCACUAGUUCCCGUGCAAAAAUGUUGGUUCUGCUGCAUUUCCAUUCCAUUUUUUUUUUUUUUAAAAACCUGUUUCACAGAGACUCAAGCCUGUCCUCUCAACCAGUUCAAUGGGUGGAGGUCUCAAUAACCGUCUUGCUCAUGUUUUUCUUACCAGCCACUUCAUACUGUGGCAGGUCAUUUAUGUACCGUACAUAUUCUGCUGCAUGCUAGAAUCUGUGUUUUGCAUCUCACUGCAGACCUAUCAGCACUGAUGUGCUAACUCAUUUUCUCCAGUAUACAAAUGCCAAGAUGCAGGAGUCUGAAGUUAGCCUGAUAGCUACAGGGAGCAGGGCCUUCUUGCAGGUGGCACUCUCUUUAUGGAAGAGGGAAGAGCCACAGCUCAGUGUUAGACCAUUUUUUGGGUCCAGGUUCAAAUCCCAAACUCCCAGGUAGGGCUGGGAGAGACCUCUGCAUUAAAUCCUGGAGUGUUGUUGCCUAUCAGUGUGGACAAUAUUGAGCCUUUCAGCAGAUGUUGAAAUUAGGGGUGUAAGGAUGCAGUGAUUUCUGUCCCAUCCUGUGAUUGUUGCAAUCAGCACUGUUUCUGUUCCACUGCAGUUCGGCUUCCAGCCAAUCCUACAUUAUUUGUGUCGCUAGCAGUUAUGGUCAAAAGUAACGCAAUUAAUUAAGUUGUUAAUUUUGCAAUUAACUUCAGGGCAUUGUGACAGAAGGGAAACAUCAAAAACAAGGCGGAAAAUAAUACCGUAUUGGCCCAAAUAUAAGCCGCACCCGAAUAUAAGCCACACCUCUAAAAUUCAAGGCGGGUGGGGGGGGGAGGAAAAAAAGAUAAUACCCGAAUAUAAGCCGUUCCCUUAAAAUUCUGCAGGCACUCACACCUGUCGUGUUUUACCGUAAGUCUUUCAGAAGCGAUAUUGUAAAAGCUAAUUUUGUAAGGUCGCGAAUUUAAGCCGAACUUUAACUUUUCAUGGUCAGAAUUUGGGGGGAAAGUAAGGCUUAUAUUCAGGCCAAUAUGAUAUAAUUAUUGAUGUAACAUUUGCUGACUGAAAAAUCAAUCAUAGUGAAUAGCACACAUAUUCACUUGUAUGAUUUCAGUUCUUGACAGUGGUCGAACACGCAAAUUGUGGCCAUUUCUGUUCAAAUUUCCAUUUUUGACGGAACUCUCUGACACCCCUAGUUGAAAGCCAGGCUGUUGUAGGGAACAAAACAUCCUAUGAAUGUAGUAUACUCCCCCGUCAUACCUUCUUCUUUCAAACAAUUCUAGAAAUGGCAGUUCUGUACAGCAGCCGUAAAUCAUAAUUUUACAAGUUACAGUGAUGAUUCUAAGACUGGUUUCGGACCAGAAUACUUAGGAUGUCUAAAGCAUGCCCCCAUCAGAUAGCUGUAAUCCAGGAUGGUUCUGACCUGGGAGCUUUAGGGCUGAGUUCUUCCCAAGGGAGUGGCUAUCACUCUGACCCACGGUUCUCAGCUUCCUGAACGGGCUGUGUGUUUCAUGGUCUAACAAUCUCUGUCUUGCUUCCUAGGGUUACUAUGUGCGGGAUGCCCUAGCAAAGAACGUUUAUAACCGGCUAUUUAACUGGCUCGUCAACAGGAUCAACGAGAGCAUCAAAGUGAGUGUGCGCAGUGGAUAUGAUCCACCUGACUUAAAACAGAGAAAAUGAGUUUACCAUCCAAUGUAUUAAAGCAGUGGUUUAAAGGUAAAGGGACCCCUGACCAUUAGGUCCAGUCGUGGCCAACUCUGGGGUUGCGGCGCUCAUCUCGCUUUAUUGGCCGAGGGAGCCGGCGUACAGCUUCCGGGUCAUGUGGCCAGCAUGACUAAGCCGCUUCUGGUGAACCAGAGCAGCGCAUGGAAACACAGUUUAUCUUCCUGCUGGAGCGGUACCUAUUUAUCUACUUGCACUUUGACGUGCUUUCGAACUGCUAGGUUGGCAGGAGCAGGGACCGAGCAACGGGAGCUCACCCCGUCGUGGGGAUUCGAACCACUGACCUUCUGAUCGGCAAGUCCUAGGCUCAGUGGUUUAACCCACAGCACCACCCGCGUCCCAUACAUUUUCAUAUAGGCACUGACAAAAAAAAUUUUGGGAAAAAAAUAUGUAUUCAUGAUUAGGAAGACAGAAACAAGAUGGUAACUAUCCCCAAUUAAAUGACAUGGGGAGAAUGGGAAGUAUGAAUGCUUUCAGGACACCUUCUGCUUCUUCUUCUUCUUCCUCUUCUUCUUCUAGGUGGCAACAACUGAGCACAAGAAAGUCAUGGGUGUCCUGGAUAUUUAUGGCUUUGAGAUUUUUCAGGUGAGUAGUGGAUAUUCCUGGUUCUGGCUUCUAAAGGCAGAUAUUUGGUCAGGGUCUUGGCAAGUGGGUUUGACUCUGGGGCAGGCUGGUGCCUUCAGAUAUGAGAAGGUGCUCUCUCUGAAUUCAUGUUCAUGUGUUAUGUGCGCAUUGCUACCUCUCUAUCUUUCCAUGUCUUGUUAUGUAUAUUAAACGGAGGAGCACAAACAUGAACUGGAUUUACAGUAUGUUGCGUGGAGACUUCAGGGCUGAGAGUCAGGCUUAGGGGAUAUGGUCAGGGUUUUAUAUGUGGGAGUCGAUCUAGGAUGCACCCAUCCUUUACCUGGGGCUCUUUUGCUUUCAAAGUUGCUAUUUUUUCUCCCACUCCUCUAUGUAGGACAACAGCUUUGAGCAGUUCAUUAUCAAUUACUGCAACGAGAAGCUGCAGCAAAUCUUCAUCCUGCUGACCCUGAAGGAGGAGCAAGAGGAGUACAUUCGGGAGGUAGACAAUUUUUCCAGAGCCAGGCCUGGUUCAUAGGCAAGGGGCAAGGGCAAGGGUAUUAAUAGAAUAGGUGUGUGUGUGUGUGUGUGUGUGUGUGUAUGUAUGUAUGUAUAUAUAUAUAUAUGUGUGUGUGUGUGUGUGUGUGUGUGUGUAUACACAAACAAACAGUGCAGGAAUAAUAAUAAUAAUAAUAAUAAUAAUAAUAAUAUACUAUUUAUACCCCGCCCAUCUGGCUGGGUUUCCCCAGGCACUCUGGGCGGCUUCCAACAGAAUAUUAAAUUACAAUAGUCUAUUAAACAAAUAACUUUAAAUGUACAGGUGCCAAUAACCUCUAGGAUUCACCAUAAGAUCAGAGAAGCAAUUGUAUUUUAUAGGAAAAUAUAAAUAUAGUAUAGUAUGUAAAAAAGAGGUGGGGGUGUAUAAUGUUGGUGUGUGUGGGGUAGUUGGGAUGGUCCUGUCCAUUUGUUACAACAGAACAGGUUUCCUGUGCAGAUUGAACCAUUGUUAUGUGGAAGCCCUUUUCCUGUUUGCAAGAGGAGGAGCUGUCAGUGGCUACUAGUCAUCAUGAUGACUAUAUUCUACUUCCAGGGCAGAGGCUGCAAGCCUCUGAAUACCAUUUGCUAGGGAACAACUAAAGGGGAGAGCGUUUUUGUGCUAAUGUCCUGUCUGUGGGCUUCUCAAGCAUCUGGUUGGGCAAAGUGGGAGCCAGGAUGCUUAACUAGACAGGGUGAGGAGCUGAGAACCUGUGUUCUGGGCCCUGCCUAGAUGCUGUUAGACUACUACAACUCACAUCAGGAGCGGUGGGGUGGUGCUACCUCCCUACCACUUGAUGGGAUGGGGCAGUGAGUUUGGAGCUGCAGUGGUGGAGCCAAUCUGGCACUCCUGCCAGGGUGGCUGUGGAGCUCUGCAGCCACCCAGCCAGCGUGGUGUAGUGGUUAAGAGCGGUGGAUUCAUAAUCUGGGGAACCGGGUUUGCUUCCCUGCUCCUCCACAUGCAGCUGCUGGGUGACCUUGGGCCAGUCACACUUCUUUGAAGUCUCUCAGCCCCACUCACCUCACAGAGUGUUUGUUGUGGGGGAGGAAGGGAAAGGAGAUUGUUAGCCGCUUUGAGACUCCUUAAGGGGAGUGAAAGGCGGGAUAUCAAGUCCAAACUUCUUCUUCUUCUUCACCCUGCCACGCUCCUGUAGCACUUUGGUAAGCAGUAGUGAUGAAAGCCAGGGGACGCGGGUGGCACUGUGGAUUAAACCAUAGAGCCUAGGACUUGCUGAUCAGAAGGUUGGCGGUUUGAAUCCCCGCGUCAGGGUGAGCUCCCAUUACUCAGUCCCUGCUCCUGCCAACCUAGCAGUUCAAAAGCACUUCAAAGUGCAAGUAGAUAAAUAGGUACCGCUCCGGUGUGAAGGUAAACGGUGUUUCCGUGCGCUGCUCUGGUUCGCAGGAAGCGGCUUAGUCAUGCUGGCCCCAUGACCCGGAAGCUGUAUGCCAUCUCCCUCAGCCAAUAAAGCGAGAUGAGCCCAGAGUCAGUCACGACUGGACCUAAUGGUCAGGGGUCCCUUUACCUUUACCUAGUGAUUGUGGGCCUCCCUUUCCCUGCUAAUAACAUGCUUUCUCUCCCCCCCCCCAGGGUAUUGCUUGGACUCCUGUGGACUUUUUCGAUAACAGCAUAAUCUGCAACUUGAUAGAGGAUGUAAGUUGUUUCAGGAGCAAUGGUGAAUAAAGUGGGGAGAGAAAGAAGACUUGUAAUCCCAUAAAUCCAAGACCUCAUCCCUUUCAGAGCUUUUCUUCGCUUCCAGUGCUCAUGUUGUGUCUCUAAGGCAGGGGUCAGCAACCUUUUUCAGCUGUGGGCUGGUCCACCGCCCCUCAGACCUUGUGGGGGGCUGGACUAUUUUUUUUUGGGGGGGGGAAAUGAACAAAUUCCUAUGCCCCACAAAUAACCCAGAGAUGCAUUUUAAAUAAAAGCACACAUUCUACUCCUGUAAAAACACCAAACGGGCCCCACAAAUAACCCAGAGAUGCAUUUUAAAUUAAAGGUCACAUUCUACUCAUGUAAAAACACACUGAUUCCUGGACUGUCCGCAGGCUGGAUUGAGAAGGCAAUUGGGCCGCAUCCAGCCCCCGGGUCUUAGGUUGCCUACCCCUGCUCUAAGGGCUCAUCCACACUUCCGCUUGUCCUGCUGCCACCACUGAAUCGGAGCAAACAUCAAUAAGUUUUUCUGCGGAUUGACUUUUGUUCUGAUUCAGAGGUAAACAGCAGGUUUCCCCAGGGAAAGUGGCAGAACAAAUUAAAAACUAGGCAUAAGACAGGUAGAACAAGGUGGACAAGGAGGCUGCAUAACCCCAUGGCGUUAGUUGCAUGUGAUGCAAACCCUUUCCUUAAUCUUAGCAGGUGCGGGUGUGCUCAGGGCCAGGAGGUGAGACUGCACGGGAUAGAUGUAAUCAGAGAUGUUCCCAUGGGGGGGGGGGCAGUGCUGAGGAGGAUGAGAAGCGGCUUCCCAGCUUGUGGCAGGUUUCAGUAGUCUACCAUUGUCUCAAGUGGGAAAAGUGCCUCUGAGUAUGUGCAGAAUGCCUUCUCACUUUGCCACUGCAGUUGGUCCCUGCCCCAGCAUACACAAUAAAAACUUAACAGAGUGGUUGGCAAUGUUUCCAUGCAGGGCUAAGUCCUCACACCUCUUGGUUUUCAAUACAGUAGUACCUCGGGUUAAGUACUUAAUUCGUUCUGGAGGUCUGUUCUUAACCUGAAACUGUUCUUAACCUGAAACACCACUUUAGCUAAUGGGGCCUCCCGCUGCCGCCGCUCCGCGGCUGGACGAUUUCUGUACUCAUCCUGAAGCAAAGUUCUUAACCCGAGGUACUAUUUCUGGGUUAGCGGAGUCUGUAAUCUGAAGCGUAUGUAACCUGAAGUGUAUGUAACCCGAGGUACCACUGUAAUGAAAAGCUGUCUUUUGCUAGGUUACUGUGACCAGAACAGCCACCACUCAGUCUCUUGCCCAGCAAAUUCCACUCUUCCUUUCCCACCACUGCCUCCCUUCAUCCAAUGCCUCCUUUUUCUUUCACAACUCCGGCACACUCUGGCAUUUUCGCCGUAGAUAAUCUGGCCUUCUCUGCACUCAUUUUUGUCCAGUGUUUUAUGAGUGCCAGCAAGGGUCAAGACUCAGCCCUGCAUUAAUCUAUCUUCAGCCGUGUGUGUGUGUGUGUGUGGAAGUGGAGUGGUGGAGAAGGAGGCCAAAGAACACAGCUUUGCCUUUUACAAAAGAAAACUGCUCUAGGUUCCUGUCUUUCCCUUCCGUGGGCUGAGUACUUCACAAACAGAUGGCUUAUUUUUUUUUAAGAAAAGAAAAGAAAAACAAUCCACAGAGGAGACAGGCUAACAAGCAGAAAGAAGGGCCAUGGACGAGGAAUUGGAAAGGCCAGCAACCACGAUCUGUUGUUGUUUUUUUAACUGCAUCUACAAGGAGCAGGCAAAGAGAAGAGCAGGCAUUUGAAAGAGCUGAAGACACCCCAUGCCUGCUUGCUCAGAAGUAAGCUCCACUGAGUUCAGUGGGCCUUACUCACUGUGAAGUGUUAUCAUAGCCACUUAUGCAUCAGCCAAACAGAGGGCAAAGGAAGAGGCAGAUUUGCAUAAAAUGUGGAUUUGCUUGUUAGUGUAUAUAGAUGCCAAUCUGGAAAAUACUAACUAAAAUUAAAGUGGACAUGAAGUUACAGUGGACACUUGGGUUGCAAACGUGAUCCGUGCGGGAUGCAUGUUUGCAACCCGCAGCGGAACGUUCUGCGCAUGCGCGACACCCGAAACCUGGAAGUAACCCAUUCUGGUACUUCCGGGUUUCGGCGGGUCCGUAACCCGAAAAAAUGCAACCUGAAGCGUCUGUAACCCAAGGUAUGACUGUACACUUCUCACCACAGUGGAGAAGACAAUGAUCUAGACAAGAUCUUCUAGACACAUCAAAGAAACGUUUCAGUUAAAUGCAUUGCAUCAGUUAAAUGUAUGAGAAAUCGCGUUGGCUGACUGAGGUUGGCGGCGUAGUGCCCCAUUUGCCCUAGUGGACCAGCCUCCCCUGCAGUGUUCUAAGUGUUCCUUCUUUCCGUAGGGCAAAGGUGGGAUCCUGGCCAUGCUGGAUGAGGAGUGCCUUCGCCCGGGCGAGGUGAAUGAAGCCACAUUCCUGAACAAGCUCAACCAAGUCUACAAGGGACACCAACGCUACGAGAGCAGGGUCACACAGAAUGACAAGCGUAUCAUGGACAACAGCUUGCAUGCGAACUGCUUCCGUAUUCACCACUAUGCUGGCAAGGUAAUUGGCGCUAGGAGUCUUUCUCAAAAACGGGUCCGUUUGGGGAGCGCAGGAGGUUAGAACAGGGGUAGCUCCCCUGCAGUGCUGGCAUGUAGCCCUUGGAAAGGUGGUGAAUCUUGAGCUGGAAAAGGUUAGCUACCACCCCUGGGUUAAAAUAUAGUUUCCUAAAGCUGAAGUGCCUGAAUCCCUUGGAAUGGUUUGGGAAAUGUGGCGGGGAGCAUGUGAGGUGAAGGAAAUUACUGCUGCGUAAACGCAGAGAAGUGUUUCUGAACUGUAGAGCUCCCUCCAUGUGAAAUCCCUCGCGAAGACCCACCAGGUCUUAUAGAACCAUAGAAACAUAGAAUUGCAGAGUUGGAAGCAACCAACCCCCUGGUCCAACCCCCUGCAAUGCAGGAAUCUUUUGCCCAAUGUGGGGCUCGGACCCACAACCCUGGGAUUAAGACUAGAUAUAAGUAGGGAGAAGGCUUUCAACCUAACCUUCUCUUGAACGUGCUAGGUUAUUUUGUGGAUAAAUAUGUAAUUUUAAUUUUUAUUCUAUUUUUGUAUGUGAGCCCCCACUUGUAGUCUGAGGUGGUGCAGACCAAAGAUAUGCUUACUACCUUAGUCCCAGGUGGGCAAAAUAUACUGCAAGGUGUAGUGGUGGAUUUCCCUUGAGUAAAAGGAGAAUUGGACAGUCCUAGGAGAAACUUGACCCUCUAAGAAGGACUUUAGCACGGACAGAAAGGUUGGGAGGCCCUUGGGAACCACGACAGAGUGGGAGUUGGGUUGUGGGCCAGAGCACUUUGUUUCCAUCUGAAUGUGUCUCUUCUCUCAUCUUCAACUUGAAGUCUUCCCUUCUAUGUGCCUCCAUUAAUGGGUGAUGCACUGUGUUCACUAGGAAUGUAUCUGAGAACUACUUAGGCACUGAGUCUUCUCCACCUCAGGUGACCUACAAUGUGAUCGGAUUCAUAGAGAAGAACAACGACCUGCUCUUUAGAGACCUGUCACAAGCCAUGUGGAAGGCCAAACACGUUCUCCUGCGCAGCCUCUUCCCUGAAGGGGACCCCCAGAAAGCCUCACUCAAGCGUCCACCCACUGCUGGUUCACAGUUCAAAGCCUCUGUGGCCACCCUCAUGAAGAAUCUCUAUUCUAAGAACCCUAAUUACAUCAGGUAAUUUGUGUGUGUAUGUGUGUGUGUGUAAGAGAGAAACUGUGGAUAGACAUCUAUUUAUUUUGGAAAGCUGAUUGUUCUCUGUGCAUUCGGACACUUCUUAAGAUCGCAUAACAAAACUUUGUGUGAUGGUUCCUAGGAUCAAGGAGCAGGCUUUCAUCUAUGUUUAGAUAUAAUUCAGCACCAUUUUGACUAAAGAUGAACUGAACCUUUAAAGGCUGCACUGAUUUUUUUAUGUCUCAGAAUUCCCAAGCAUUUCUAGGUAUGAGGCUGCUACUAGACUUAUCUUUGGACCCAGCCUGUUUGCUGACAGAGAUGGGAGAGUAAUCUCACUCAAUAAGGAUGUCCUCUUUGCUGCAGGUGCAUCAAGCCCAAUGACACCAAAAAGGCUGCUGUGUUCACAGAUGAUCUGGUUCGGACACAGGUGCGCUACCUUGGCCUGUUGGAGAACGUGCGUGUUCGGCGGGCUGGUUAUGCCUAUCGGCAGCUCUAUGACCCAUGUUUGGAGCGCUACAAGAUGCUCUCCAAGGAGACUUGGCCAAAGUGGAAAGGCAGCGCCAGGUAGGACACAGAAACUGCGAUGUGCUGGAGAGGUUGCCAUCAGAGCCUGGUGGUUACAUGAAGGGGUCAGCAGAAUACCCAUAUAGUGGACUCAUCCAAGGAUUUAAUAAUGCUGAUACAGGGCUAGAGAGAGAAACUUGGAGGGCUGCAUUUGGUUGCUGGGGGUGAGAUCCCUGACCACUGGGCUAGGCUUUGCUUGGAAAGGAAGCAUGUAGCACAUUUGUGUGGUGAUGGGGACAGAUGCAGGUGGUUUUGGAGGGUCAUCCCACAUCAUGGACUGGCUGGCUGCAGAGGAGUGGUGGGAGGCACUAGCUGGGGGAACUCCCAAGAGAAGAAAGCUCAAAGCCAGGGGAUUGGUGGUGGGACAACGAUGACUGGUUAGAGGGAGAAGAGGGAGGAGACUGGGAGGAGGUGGUGCUGGAAGCAGGGUUUAGUGGGCAGGGAGAGGCUGGGGCAGAGAGACCAGGCUCAGAGGCUGGAGAGGAGGGGGGCCAAGAGGCAGGUAUGGAGUAGAGUCUCCCCCUCCUGCUGCGACCAGCUCCCUUCUCCACCCUGGUCUCUUGGAACAUGCAGAGAAAUGAAAAGAGCAGAGCAGAGGUUGAUUGUGCACGGACACAGUCUACGAUUGCUUGGCAAAAACCCUGUAGAGGAGGGAACUUAGGAAGCAGUGGAAGGUGAGGAUCUUUGGUCCUUGCAACUGUCUUUUUGGAGUUGGGAUUACUUGCCUGCACUGUUUUAGUUUCUUUGAAUAAAGAGUUAACUUCAUUGACACUGUGUUUUCAUUGCUGACCUACCCUUGACUCUGGCUCCUGACACCCUACUUUGCAGCUUCCCACUGUGUGUACAUGCACAGGCUCCCCUAGGCAUAAGCAUUUUGGAUGUUCCAGGCUUGUGCCAGCUGGGUGACCUGGUCUGUGGUGGAGACCUGCAGUGCAGCUUGGCAUUAGGCACAUGGGCAGUAACACCCCUCCCACACACACCCGUCCCAACCAAUUAAGAGUGAGCCCAGGUGGUGGCUAGGCAAUCUCUGAUCUCUUACAUUCCCCUUUCUGGUGCAGGGAUGGUGUUCAAGCCCUUUUGAGCAGUCUGCCCAUUGACUCCAAAGAACUGGCAUACGGGCACACCAAGAUCUUCAUCCGCACGCCACGCACGGUGAGCAACUGAUGUUAGGACCAAGAGGGGAGGUCAAUGGUUACCAGCUCUUCUGGAGUUAGUGGGAGGAAUGAAUGUUGCUCCUAGGGUUGCACCAAAUAUUUUUCACUUAAGGCGUAUGCGUUACAAAAUGAAAGAUAGGACAAAAUAUAUGUCACCACACUGCAUAGCCAACCAUAUUCGUCUAUAGAUGCCUCCAGACUUUCAAUAUUUUGUGGGAAGGGAUUCAACUGCAUACCGGAAAUUUAGGUGUGCUCAAAGUUAUCCAUCACCUUAGCGCAACAAAUCCACUGGGGGGGGGGCAACUAAAAUGGACUUUUUGCUGUUGGGAAACUGACAUGGAAAACACAAUGAAAAGUGUGGGAUAAGCAAAUGAUUAAUGGGAAAACGUGUAAAAACAAAUCAGGAUGAAUGCUCAAUAAAUCAACACAUUUUUGCAACCAGUUUCCCAUAAUAUAAUCCUUUUGUCUAUGUUAUUUUCAUGUAUUUAUUAUUACGCGCUUUCGUAGAGAACUUCAUCACAAAAUUUGGAUAAGUGUGAAUUUCAAAGGAUGUCUGUGUUUUGGCCCUCAUAUUUUUUCAGAAAGUGCAAAUUUGAUUUGCUUUUAAAUGUGAACUGAGUUUAAUUUCUACCCCAACUCUUUCUGGAAGUGAUCUUCCUCUCACUCACAGAUUGUGGCACACAUGUCUGCUGGGAAAGUAGGACAGACUGCAGAAGAUCAACUGAACGUGCGGCCUGGCCACUGUAGCCUUCACUGCAGUUGCAUUUACGAAACCCAUUUAAAAACACAAACCUAUGCGUGCAAAAUGCCCUUGGUUGAUGUGGGAACCUGAGGAUAGGAAAUCUACAAGGAGCAGAAGCUGGUAAUCUUAACCUUUUAGGCCCUGAGGAUUUGUCUGGUAGGAGCAUGAAGGAACAUCAAAGCUAACAUCAAAGUUAAUGCAGAUCAGGCUGUAAUUUCUUCCAUGGUCUGAACCCUGUAUUGGUGCUUUUCAACCUUUUCCCUCACAGCUUUUUUAUUUGGAGGAGAGACGCCAGCAGCGGAUACAGGAGCUGGUUGCACUGAUCCAAGCAACCUUCCGGGCCUGGAAAUGCCGCAAGAACUUUCUAGAGAUGCGCAAGAGCCAAAUCGUCAUCUCUGCCUGGUACCGGGGCCAAGCGGUAAGAUGCAGAGAGUGAUACACAUAUGAUUUUACAGACUUUGGUGCUUUUUAACUUGCAGACCUCACUGUCCUCUGUGUUUUGCAAAAUCAACAGUAAUGGGCCAGUAUUAAAUCAUCGUCUUGCUUGCAUCCAUGAGAACUGGGAAGGCUGUUAGACAGAGUGAUACUUGGCUCCAGUUUAACAAGGGCAUUUGCAAUGCAGUUUGAAGAAAUAUUUGCAUUCCAUAUUUGUCCUAGUUAUUGAAAGCAAGAGGUGAAAAUCACACCAAGACGAGUUCCAACCUGCCUUGAUAUGUCAAUAGGGUCGUACAGGGCGGGGCGGGGUGGCAGCCCUCACAAGGCUGCCUUCUUACAACCAGUCAAGCGGGUGGAUCUGGCUGUCAGUUUCCUCCUCCUUAGUCUCAGUAUUGCCUUAACAGCGGUCAGAAGAGGGUGUGUGUGUGUGUGUGUGUGUGUGUGUGUGUGUGUGUGUGCAAAACUAGAAUUAGUUGGCCCUGUCUGCCAUUGGCUCUGGCGCCAUCUACUGUUGGCCUCCUGGCCUUCUACCCUACCAGUCAAAAGGGGUGGGAAUUACCACUGAUGACUCCCUGUUUGUUCAUGGCCUGUCUGUCUACUAAAGUGAGUGUUUUAUUUUGCAGCAAAAGAAGAAAUAUGGGAAGAUGAAAAUGUCAGCUCUUCUUAUCCAGGCCUAUGUCCGAGGAUGGAAGGUGAGGCAGGUGACAUCCAGAAUAUGGUUGCGGCCGGGCCUUUAAAGGUUCUAGGGUUCAGUUACUUAUAUAGUCAAAGUAAUUAAAUAAUAUGCAAGAAUUUUUAUUUUAAAAUAUUAAUGUUCUGACGUUAUAUAUUCAAUGCUCAUUUUAUGCAACAAAAUCUCACGUAUUCUUCAGUAGCCUGGAAUUUUUUGUCAGUUGCAGACAACUUAGGAGCUGCUAACGGGCUCAGAUGCUAAGUAGACAGAUGAGGCUGAAAUGAUAAGUUUGUACACCGUUGCCCAGAUUUUGUUACCUUGCCAUUUCAAAUCCUUGCGCAUACACGCACCUGCUGCACAUGUGUGCGUGCCAAACUGGAAAAAUUUCAGGGCAUAACUAUGUAUGAUGUCCAAUGUUGUCUGAGAUGUUAUUAGUAAUGACCAAGAAAAUUGUAGGUCUUAGUAAAGCUGCUCUCUGUCCCCCUCCCCCUUUUUUCUGGGACCCUUUGGGGUUCUUACCUAUCCGCUCCCUUCCUCCACAGUCUCGUAAACUCCUACGGCAGCUGAAGCAACAAAAGAGCCGCAAUCAUGCUGCCACCAUCAUUACUGCUUACUGGAGAGGUUAUCAGGUAACAAAUAUGCCACUGGCUCAGUAGAACACACUUUUUUUUUUUACAUGCAUGAGGUAUUGGGUUCAACCUUUGGCAUCUCCAGUUAAAAAGAGGCCUUGUGAACCAGGUAGGGAAAGAUCUCUUCUUGAUGCUUGGGAGAGCACUGCCGGUCAGAGUAGACAAUAAUAGGCAAAGUGGGAUGGCCUUAUUUGGUACACAGCAGCUUCUUUUCUUCAGAUGUUAUUUAGACUUCAGCACGCUCACCGAGCAGGGCUUUUGUCUGUUUGCAGACACGGAAGGAAUACAAGAAGUAUUUCCGCUCUGGGGCUUCUCAGCGUAUCACUAAGUUUAUCUACACGGGUCUGGUGAGUAUGUUCCUCCUGUCCCAUUUCUAAAAUUAUAUCCAAGAAAUAACAUAGCAAGAAAAGGGAAAGGGCUUUUAAAUCUUUGAAUGAAAGUGAUGAUUGUCAGCAGGCGUCCCCCCCGCCUUUUACUGUGACAUUGGUACUAUCCCACUGAGCUCAGAGGGGUAAAAGGUAAAGGUAAAGGGACCCCUGACAAUUAGGUCCAGUUGUGGCUGACUCUAGGGUUGUGGCGCUCAUCUCACUUUAUUGGCUGAGGGAGCCGGCAUACAGCUUCCAGGUCAUGUGGCCAGCAUGACUAGUGACUGGUGAACCAGAGCAGCGCAUGGAAACGCCGUUUACCUUCCCGCCGGAGCGGUACCUAUUUAUCUACUUGCACUCUGAAGUGCUUUCGAACUGCUAGGUUGGCAGGAGCAGGGACCAAGCAACGGGAGCUCACCCCGUCGUGGGGAUUUGAACCACCAACCUUCUGAUCGGCAAGUCCUAGGCUCUGUGGUUUAACCCACAGCGCCACCCAUGUCCCUACUCAGAGGGAUAGCGGAACUCAAUAAAUUUAAAUGUUAAGUGUUGCUGUUGUUAGCAUCAAUGCAGGCAGGCAAUGGAUGUGCUGUGUAAGGAAGAGUUAACCACAGUGCUUAUUCAGGGCAAGAGUCUCAGCCCAGUGGUAAAUCACAUGACUUUACAUGCAAAAGGUCUCAGCUGCAAUCCUUGGCCUUUCCAUCUUUCAGGCUAGAGGAGGUGGUAGCAGUAGUUGUUUGUUUGCCAUAAAAGCAAUGCUCCUUCACACUAUAAUGUGCACGCAACCCUUUUAGAUGCCUUGAGGCAGAGGUUCCCAAACUUAUUUGGCCUACCACCCCCUUUUCAGAAAACAAAACAAAACUCAGAGCCCCCCUGGAAAACUACUUUCUUUAAAUGAACAAACAGAAAAUUGAGUAACAAAUAGGUGUUCUUUUGUGUAUCUAUAUUUCUACCUAUGUCCUACAACAUAGUAAAUUUGCCAAUGACUAAAUAGGCAGGCAAGCUGCAAUCCAUUUCCCAGGCCUGGGUGAAGCUGAAAGGGGUUCACCCAAGCCCAGUGUUAAAGAAAAUUCUGGGUUGAGAGACUACUCAACGCCAAGCUCGUCGGGUACAAGUCCCCCGCAGGUCCAUGCGGUCAGUAAAAGAAUGAAAUUCCAGCCAAGUAAUUUGGAGCAAAACAGCAGUCAGUAGACUUAGAUCCUUUAUUGUUGCGCAACAGGUUCAAACAGCAGUAAGAACCCUGAGCAUGGGGCGACAUUCACUUUUAAAACUUUGCCACCAUAUCCCAGAAUACAGUUCACACAGCAUCAUCAAUACAUCAUUGUUGCAUCACUAACGUGUCACAAAAGGGGAGCGUUACACAAGAUUAGCAUAGACAGAUAUGUCAGGGCAACACCCAAGUACAGUGGUACCUCUGGUUACGUACUUAAUUCAUUCCAGAGGUCCAUUCUUAACCUGAAACUGUUCUUAACCUGAAGCACCACUUUAGCUAAUGGGGCCUCCUGCUGCUGCCACGCCGCCGGAACACAAUUUCUGUUCUCAUCCUGAAGCAAAGUUCUUAACCCGAGGUACUAUUUCUGGGUUAGCGGAGUCUGUAACCUGAAGCAUAUGUAACCUGAAGCGUAUGUAACCUGAGGUACCACUGUACAAGAUUAGCACAGGCAAACAUGUCUUAAGUAAAGUAAAGGUAAAGGUACCCAUGCCCGUACGGGCCAGUCAUGUCCGACUCUAGGGUUGUGCGCCCAUCUCACUUAAGAGGCCGGGGGCCAGCGCUGUCCGGAGACACUUCCAGGUCACGUGGCCAGCGUGACGAAGCUGCUCUGGCGAGCCAGCACCAGCGCAGCACACGGAAACGCUGUUUACCUUCCCACUAUAAAGCGGUACCAAUUUAUCUACUUGUACUUAAGGGUGCUUUCGAACUGCUAGGUGAGCAGGAGCUGGGACCGAAAGACGGGAGCUCACCCCGCCGCGGGGAGCUCACCAUGCGAUCGGCAAGCCCUAGGCACUGAGGUUUUACCCACAGCACCACCCGCGUCCCAUGUCUUAAGUACCCACCACCCAAAGUACAAUAGAACUUCCUUUGCAUGUCUGGAGCCUGAGGCAAGUCCAGUGAUGAGAUUUGGCUUCCCUUGGCUAACAAUGAGCCCAGCAAUUGUCACCUCUGGGCAUGUCCUGGGGUAGGAGGUGUGUAUACAUGUCUUCAGGCUUGGGGAGGUGGCAGGGGAAAGAGUCCUUUUUUCCAAGGGCAAAAUAGCGUUGGAAUGGAGUAAACUGGCAAAGGAGUUGAUUUUACAUGAUUUUUAAAGCUUGAAAGCUGAGCUGUCAAGUCGAAAAGAUACAUUCAGGCAUAAUAUUUGUAACAUUUAAUAACUUUAAAGAUGGGUCAUCCCCCCUUAUUUCCGUAACAGCAGGAAACCCCCUCGCCUGCAGCACGACCGCCAGAUCCAGGCAAGGGGUUGUCACCAUCCUGCAAAGGCGGCUGACCUGGCAGUAAGCGUCAUUACACAACAGAUGAAACAUGCACAUUUCCCCUCCAAAAUCUCUUCUUUCUUUAUGCUUCCACUGCCCCCUUAUUUUUAUUCAAUGAACCCAAUGCUGCUACUACCCGCUAGAUUGUUCCAGCACUCUCUAGGGUACAGUAUUGCCCACUUAGGGAAACAUUGCCUUGAGGUUUUAUGUGCUCUCUAUCUCCCUUCUUAUAGGUGCAAAAAUUCCUCCUGGGUUUGAAGAACAACCUCCCUUCCAUGACAGUGACUGACCAGGCUUGGCCGCCAGCUCCAUACAAGUUUCUCACAGGCCCCAAUGAAGAACUGAAGAAGAUCUUCCACCAUUGGAGGGUUAGAGCGGGAUUAUGGCUCAUUUCUAUGCGUAAUUCUUUCAGAGUGAAACUGAGGGUGCUUCCAGACUGUCACUGCUCUCGUCUGGGAUUCAAUCACAUUCUGACAAAUUCAGGUUGCACAAUAUAAUAAUAAUAAUAAUAAUAAUAAUAAUAAUAAUAAUAAUAAUAAUAAUUUAUUUAUACCCCACCCUCCCCGGCCAAAGCCGGGCUCAGGGGGGCUAACACCAGUAAAAUUACAAUAAUAAUAAUAAUAAACCCAUUUAAAAUACAGGUUAAAAUACAAUUUAAAAUGCAGCCUCAUUUUAACAGUAGCCCAUAGAUCAAAAUCAUAAGGGGAGGGAAACAUAAGGGUCAGACUGAGUCCAAACCAAAGGCCAGGCGGAACAGCUCUGUCAUGUAGGCCCUGCAGAAAGAUGUCAAGUUCCGCAGGGCCCUAGUCUCUUGUGACAGAGUCGGGGCCAGUACUGAAAAGGCCCUGGCCCUAGUUGAGACCAAUCUAACCACCUUGAGACUUGGGACCUCCAAGGUGUUGUCAUUUGUGGACCUUAAAUUAUAGUCGAUAUGGAAGCGUUGCACAGCAAACCUGCUUCCACAAAUGAUUAAAUGUUUUGUGAUAAGGAAAUUGUUGAGGGAAAUGCAGUGUGCGAUAACCCUGCCUUUGAUGCAGCGGCAGCUAAUCCCAUCUCAAAUGCAUCAGGAUGAAUGUGCAAUAAACAGGAUGUCUGGAAGUGCCCUCAAUUUUGAGACUACUGGUAGCAGGUAUUCUGUGUAUAUAAUUACUGGGCCAACAAAUACGGUGGCCCUGGAGAUACUUUGCAAAUUAUAUUUGCGUGGGAGAGGGGCUCCAUUAAACAGUGGUAGGAUGGAAGAGUGGAAAACAGGAAAGGAGGCAACUCCCCACCCCCACCCCCAAUUUGCCUCUUCAUUUCCCUCCUCAGUUACGAAUGGAAGAAUCUGUCAAUCCUGGUUCUCAAUUACUGUAUUGAUUAAUUAGUGUUUUUAUGGAGCAGUCAAGUAAUUUCAUUGUCCCCGAAGGGGGCAAUGACAAUAAAGAUAUUAUUAUUAUUAUUAUUAUUAUUAUUAUUAAUUAAUUUCUCAUUUUCCCAAUCUUACGUUCAUUUCUGCAGAAGUUCAUCAGCAUUUUAGUGCAAAAUUCUCCUAAUUAAACACACUUUUAUAUGCAGUUUUAACUAAUAUGCAUGUUUUUACAAGCAGUUUUCCUUAACAGAAGGCACCUUUGUACGUUAUUUUUGAAGAAGUAUGUUCAUUUUUAUGUAUACUUUCCCCUAAUAUAUGCAUUAUAGUAAACACUGAUUGGAUGGAGAACUGCCUUGCAAAAUUUGAAUGGGCACAAAUUUUGAAGGAUGGCUGUUUCAGUCCUCGUAGUGUUUCAGAAAGUGCAAAUUUGACAGCGUCUCCUUUAAAUGCAAACGGAAACAAAUUUCUUCCUCAUCUGUCCUCUCAUUGUGCCUCUGAUACUAUGUGAGCCGCCCACGUUGUUGACAGGAAUCAUAGAACAGCUGCUUCCACAUCCAACACACUUUGCUGAGGCACCAGAGUUGUCUCUGCAAGACCAAGCAAGGUUCAAAGUGACAGUGUGGGUGUGGAGUGAGCUUUUGCUUACUUGGGCAAGUUGAACUGAGUUUUCUUUUUAAAUUAAUGUUUCAUUUUGUGGAUAAAUUUCCAGGCAAACAAUGUUAGGUUUUAUUUGGACCCAUCCCACCACAGGGCAUGUGGGUGCUGCACAUAAGUAGAACCGUUGCUGCUACAGCUACCAAAUCCUUUUUUUUUUUUAAAUGAUAUUUAUUAAAAUUUCAAAAAAAAAGAAAGAGAUUACAUUAAUAAGAAAAUUAACAAUAAAAGGGAAAAAUACAAAAUACAAAAUACAAAAAAGGAAAAAAAACAGUUAAAAACAAUUCCAUCUUUUCAUCACUUCUCUUACAUUUACUUGUUUCCCGGACCUCCUCAUACCACCCUCUUUUGUAUUCCAAUUCAAUUUGUUAGUCCAGCAAUUCCUUUCCCUCCUUUUUAAUCCUGAUCUUUAAUCUUGAUAUAUUAUAACAUUAAAUUUUUACGUAUUAAAGAUCAAUUUUUCCAUAUUCUUUUAUACCAUUACAGCUAGAAACCACUUAACUUCAAUCCGACAUCAUUCUAACAUUCAUUAAUUUUACAAUAUUUCUGUAAGUAGUCUUUACAUUUCUUCCAAUCUUCUUCCACCGACUCUUCUCCCUGGUCUCGGAUUCUGCCAGUCAUUUCCGCUAAUUCCAUGUAGUCCAUCAUUUUCAUCUGCCUACAGCUACCGAAUCCUUGCCUUUUCAAGACACAGCUGUGCAGGGCUAAUCACAACAUAGCAGAGGAUCCCAUGCCUUCCAGACAUGCAUCCAGUGUCUACCUCCUCUCCCAUCGUUACAGUGCACAGUGUGGCUAUAUUUUUACAGCCCAACAAUCUCAAUAUAGGGCACUGUCACCACAUGGUGCUUUAGAGAUGACUGAAGUGGCCCCAGCAGUCAACUUGAUGUUGAUCACUUUCGCUCAGUCAUCACAGGCUUUCCUGGCCCAUGUCACUUGAAGCUUGGGGAGACCUAGCGUUGUUUUCCUUCUGCCAAGCACAAGCCACAAAAUCAGGGCCAGCCCUACUGUUAGGUAGAAUGAUGCAGCCACCAAUGGACAUGGACCUGAGCCUGGAUUCUCUUCCUGCCCUUCGAGUACAAGACAGCAGAAAGCAGAAUCAUGUUCUUGCUUGCCAGAUUCAACAAAAAAAAUAGAGGGGUGGGGAAGUACUCCUCAGUGCAAGAACAUUCAUAUUUGGGAGUGCUUUUAAAGAAACAAAAGCAAUCAAAGCAGAAGAAUAUGAAUUUGAAACUUUCUUUUUUUUGGAAGCAAAUGUGACUGAAGUAAAUUUGCGUGUGUUUCUUCCUUGCUAAAGUAAAUAGGGUAUGUUUUGGAGUUUGCAAUGUUGACUCUCCUUUUGCUUCUUAUCUGCACCCACCUUUGCUCUCUGCUUUCCUGGUGCAGUGCAAGAAAUAUCGAGAUCAGCUGCCACCCCAGAGAAAAGUAGCCCUCCAGGACAAGUUGUGUGCCAGUGAACUUUUCCGGGGCAAGAAGAGUUUGUACCCUAAAAGGUGAGUGCAAAGACAGGAGCUAGCGCCACCCCAGUCGAGCCGGAAUUGACCCAUUAGGAUUGCUGUGGAUUACUAUUAGGGAUUAGUGUAUCUAAUAAUUUCUACCUCUCUGUGUUUCUCAUCUUUCCAACCUUAAGUUUAUAGAAUCAUAGAACUGUAGAGUUGGGAGGGAUCUCUGUGAUCAACUGGUCCAAACUCCUGUAAUGCAGAAGUCGGAGCUAAGAAAUUCCUGGCAUAUGGCCAUCCAACCUCUGUUUUUAAACCUCCAGUGAAGGAGAGUCUACCACCUUCUGAUAGAAUCUGUUACGCUGUUGAACAGCUCUUACUGUUAGAAAGUUCUUCCUAAUGUUCAAUUUGACUCUCCUUUCUUGUAAUUUGGAUCCACUGCCUCGCGUCCUACCCACUGAAGCAGCAGAAAACAAGCUUGCUCCAUCUUCCAUGUGGCAGCCCUUUGAAGAAGGCUAUUGUAUCACCUCUCAGUCUUCUCUUUCCUAGGCAAAACACCAAACUCCUUCAACUGUUCCUUGUAAAGCUGUUUCCAUACCUUUUUAUCGUCAUGGUUGCCCUCCUCUCUACAUCUUCCAACUUGUCAAUAUCCUUAAACUGUGGUGCCCAGAACUGGACACAGGUGGGGCCUGACCAAGGCAGAAUAGAACAGAACUAUUACCGUAUUUUUCGCUCUAUAAGACGCACUUUUCCCUUCCUAAAAAGUAAGGGGAAAUGUGUGUGCGUCUUACGGAGUGAAUGCAGGCUGCGCAGCUAUUGCUGAAGCCAGGAGAGCAAGCGGGAUCAGUGCGCACCAAUCCCUCUUGCUCUUCUGGCUUCAGAGAUAGCCACGCAAAGCCUCUUGAGUGCAGCCGGAGCGCUCCUCCCUCUUUGCUCAAGAGGCUUUGCGUUGCUUUCUUGUUUCUUGUUUUCUUCCUCUAAAAACUAGGUGCGUCUUAUGGUUGGUGCGUCUUAUAGAGCGAAAAAUACAGUGCUUCCCUUUAGUUCUCCACUUUUCCACAUCAGUUUGAGGGUACUAAUGAAAAUCCAUCAGCAUUUUUGUGUGUGAAUUGCUCCUAAUUUGCAUUUUAGAAGGCACUUUUAUACAUUUUAAAGGCAUUUUAAAGGCAUCUUUGUAUGCUAUUUUCCUGAAUAUAUAUUUUCCUAUGCACACUUUACCCAACAACAAUACAUUUUUGCACACAUUACUUGGCUAGAGAACAACGUUGUAAAAUUCAGAGAAAUGCAGAUUUCAAAUGGAUGGCUGCGUUUCAGUUUGCAUAUUUUCUGGGAAUGUGUGCAUUAAAUAGGUUUACCUUUACAUACAAACUGAAUUUACCUCCCUCCCUCCCUAAUGAAAACCUGUGGUUUGUGUCUUUUAGCCUCCCACAACCUUUCAGAGGCGAUCACCUGGGUCUAAAGGAGAACUCCAAGUAUCGUAAGCUCCAAGCCACAGCUGAUGGCAAGAUGGUCAUGGCUGACAGCGUGAGGAAGGUCAACCGAGGUGAUGGAAAGGUGAGAAACAUCCUGCCCUACCUCUCUGGCACCUAAAGGAACAAGAACAAAAGGAAGAGCAAGGAACCCUGUGUGUGUUUUCUCACUAUUCUAGGGUUGCCAUAUUUAAAUAUUUCUUUCACCUGUCUUCCAAUUUCAGUUCAAAUGAAAUGAAGCCCCAUUGCCAGUGACCUAUUUGCAAUACCUGCACGGCCUGUUUGCAGGAUUAAGCCCCUGUCUGAAAGCACCUUUAUCUAGUCUCUUGCACCUCAAAGCAGAGGGUCACCAACCUUUUUAGGCCCAUUUUUAGGAUUUUUUUUUAGUAACUGAAAGCACCUGCCUCUCCUUGCCCAGAAAAAGACAGAUACACACACACACACACACACACACACACACAGGCAAUUCAGUUUUCCUUUUUUAAAAAAAUAAUUUUUAUUAAGUUUUCCAUUUAACAAUCCAAUCAUAUCACAUUAAUUAUUCCAAAUUAUACCAAUACAUAUCAUAAACUCCAAAUAUUUUGCCAAAUUAUAAAUUUUUGUUGGGGGUUCCCAUGCUUCGAGUUCAGUAAGGGUCCAGUCAUCUCAUAUUUCUGCUGCUUUUAGUGUUCACCAAUCCCAUCUUUCGAUCUUCCUGUUGUUAUCCUUUUUCUUCUUAAUAGCCUCUGAGUUGUUUCCACAGGCGAGUUAAAGUAAGCAUUGUUAUGCUUCUGUGUGAACUUUGUAAGGCUCUCCCUUUUUUUAAAGCUGGUAAGUCUUUUGUUUGCAGUAAAUCUUCACACGCUGAUCCAAAAAUCUUGCUCGGGCGGCAGGUGCCAUCUUUCUCAAUUCCGAUGAAAUAAAAUCUAAGUGUCUGCUCAUUAAUUUUCCCAGACAGGUUGCACCAUAAAUCAGUCUUUCCAGGGAAGGAUUUGCCAAGUCAAACUUAGAAUACAAUCAUGACAACAGAGCAAUGGCUCGCCUCCCCCUCUGACUAUUAAUCUCGCAACAUAGUCUGUCUCAUAAUGGCGGAUCCCGAUUAAAAACUGUGUCACAAGAGAGCCUUUUAUUUUCUGGCAAUUCAGUUUUCCAAGGAAUCGUCAUGAAAAUCAGAUCUGCUAGGGUGAAUCUGAGCCCUGAAAAGCACGUAAAGCUGAAAUAGGUUGUGGAACAGAGCAUCCCACUUCCAACUUUCUCUGUCAGCUCUGUGUACUUCCUAAAGUAAGCACCCUCACCACCUCAAGACCAAGGGCACUGAGUUUGGGGGAGGAGGCUCAGAGGCUUUGUGGAUGCCAGAGAAGACCUCAAGGGUGCCAAUGCGCCCACCAGUGACUCAUUGGCAACUCCUGCCUGAAACUCACCCAUCCACCCCUCAAUAUGUCAGCUACGUGAGCAAGAUCCUCUGUUGACAGGGGCUUGGGAUGAAUGACAGGGGGGGUGCUGGUGCUUUCAUGGCCGGCCUGCACACAAUGAGCUGACCAGUGUCGAAGCAGGAUAUGGUACUAGGUGAACGUUUGGCAUGAAUUAGCAGGGUUGUUUUUCUUCUGUCCUUAAGAGCCUGCCAUGAGGGAUUCAAGGUGGCAAUUUUCCUUCCUCCUCUCUCUGUUCCAGGCCUCUCCUCGAAUCUUCCUUCUCACCAAGAGCCACAUCAUCCUGGCAGACCCCAAGGCUGCCCAGCCAAAAACAGUGAUCACCCUGAGUGACAUCAACGGUGUCUCCGUCAGCCGCUAUGCAGAUGGCUUCUUUGUUCUGCACAUUAAAGAGGUACUGGGAAGGUGGUGGCGGCGGUGGCCUGACAGCUACCAACACAAUUUAAUGGCCAGGAAGAUCCUAGCACCAAUUUGCUACUUCGUGACUCCCUCUGAAACCCCCAUGGCAGGGUUAGGGAAUAUGAAAAUGCAAUUUUUUUUUUUUAAGGUGUUAACACCAUCCUGCCAAAGCUGAAUUGAAAUGUCACACAAGUCUGGAAAUGUGAGCUCUGAAUGUGUAGUUUUCAAAUGUAGCUUUUUCAAAUCGCAUUGAAGAACACUUUAAUGAAAGAAAACGCUGCUGAGACACUUUUCAAACAGUUAGAGAAUUCUUAGACUUUAGUCCUGUAUAUGCACCUAACUGAGAGGAAAUCCCACUGAGCACAGUGGAACUUUCUUCCGAGUUAACAUGGAUUGCCCUGUCUUUUAAACAGAUUCAUCAGUGAAUUGUAGGGACUCCUUCAGCCUGUUGCCUGCCCCCCCAACCCUGCCCUCUUCUUACUAGGGUUGUUUGCGGUGUCAGAGCCUGAUUUAAGAGAAAAGCAAUCAGCAGCAGCAGGAUUUGCCACCCCACUCCCACCCAUCACUACCUGUCCUGAAAUCACACCACCAGCUUUAUAGCCACCUGCCAUUAGAAAGGUCUUCUGCAAUCAUAGCUAACCUUUCUUUCCUCCAUACUGGCCUAACUUGCAAGGAUCAGGAUUGGAGAAUAGUUCAUCCCAUAAAAAUCCCUAGCUCCUAAACCACCUUCCCUUUUAGCUAAGAUUGCUGGGUUUCCCAAGACCACUUGGGGGAAUAAGCCACUCCCUGUAUACAGAAAGAACCAAAAGUCCCAGUUAUCAAGCACCACAAAGGAAAUGAAAGUUGAGUGUGGGCAGACAUCCUUGGCCAAUGUCCUGCGGAUGGGCUUGUUUUCCAUUCCAUUGACAGUAAGUAGCUAUUAUGGAGGCAGAGGCGUAUGAUGGGCUAGUUCAAUGGUUCUGAAUUUUUUUGCAGUGGCAAAACCCAGUAGCAGGGAAGCAUUGUUGACCUGGCUUCCCAACGCCACGUGUCACUGCCAGUCCCUACAAAGGGGAGGGGCAAGGCAGUGGGGAGUGUUGUGCCCACAGCACACCAGUCUCACUGCUGCCUUGCUCUUCUGACUCUUGGCAACUGGCACAACACUGCCCUGCCUACGCCACCAGCUAGCUGCUACUGAUUUAACCCUUGGAAAGUGCAAUGAGGGAAGGAAGGACGACAAUUGCUUGAGUGGUGCCUAGGACCCUCGUACCUACGAGACCGCCUCUCCCGGUAUGCCCCACGGAGAGCCUCAAGGUCCAUAAAUAGCAAUACCCUAGUGGUCCCGGGCCCUAAGGAAGUUAGAUUAGCUUCAACCAGAGCCAGGGCCUUUUCAACACUGGCUCCAGCCUGGUGGAACGCUCUGCCUCAUGAGACCAGGGCCCUGCAGGAUCUGAUUUCUUUCCGCAGGGCCUGUAAGACAGAGGAGUUCUGCCUGGCCUUUGGCUUGGAGCCAAUUUGAUUCCCUCCCCCACUUUCUUUUUCCUUUUUCCUUUCUCCUCCUGUGAUGAGGCUGCAUUUUAAUAUUUUAAUCUUGUUUUUAAGUUGUAUUCAUUCAACUUGUUUUUAUUAUUGCUUGUUAGCCGCCCUGAGCCUGGCCUUGGCUGAGGAGGGCGGGGUAUAAAUAAAAAUUAAUAUUAUUAUUGUUAUUAUUAAUCUCCAUGGCUGCAGUGCAGUGGAAAUCACGAUUUGUGUGUGCUUAUCUGUUAUUGCAACACUUUCCCCACCAGAACCUCAUGGACUACUUCACAGAACCCCAGGGUUCUGCAGAGGUAUUUUAGAAAUGCUGGGCUGGUUCAUAAGGUGGCCAGUGGUUAGGUAACAUAAUGGAAGCAAGUGCUAAAGCUUGUUAGCUAGAGUAAGGACUAGGAUGGUGCCUCCAUCAGGUUUCAAUGUCUCUUCCUUUUGCAGACCUCCACAGCGGGUACCAAAGGGGACUUCCUGCUUAUAAGUGACCACUUGAUCGAACUGGUCACCCGGCUCCACCAGACCGUGCUGGAAGCUACAAAGCAAAAACUGAAGCUCCAAGUGGCUGAUGAGUAAGAUUAGAGAGUUAGCAGUAGGCGGGAAGGGGAGGGGGAGAUUUGGACCAAGCACUGGUGCUCUUGUUUGGGAGUUUGUCCAAAGCAUCAUAAGGACAUGGGAAGCUGCCUUAUCCCGAAUCAGACCAUUAGUCAAUCUAGUUCAGUACUGUCUACAUUGACUGAUAGCAGCUUUCCAGGUUUCAUGCAGGGGACAUUCCCAACCUCAUCAGGAGGUGCUGGGAACUGAACCUGGGACCUUCUGCAUGCAAAGCAGAUGCCCUGCCGCAAAUUCAUCUUCCUUUUCCAGAGAGAACCACCAUGUUAUUUGACAGGCUGUGAGGGAUUAUUCUUUUUCUGCAGGGGGGAAUGGGAAGAAUGCUGAAAUACUGUGUCGAUCCACAGAAACAUAGAUCUACCAAUGGGUUUAACUGGAAUCUGUGCUGGCGAUAUACCAAAAUCAAAGGCAGCCAAAGGCAGAGAAAAUAUACAGUGGUACCUUGGGUUACAUACACUUCAGGUUACAGACUCCGCUAACCCAGAAAUAGUACCUCGGGUUAAGAACUUUGCUUCAGGAUGAGAACGAAUUAAGUACUUAACCCGAGGUACCACUAUAUAUCUAUUUGGUAGUGGUGAAACCAUCUCCAUCUUCAUUUAUAACUUUUCUUCCAGGAAGGUUAGAGACUAUUUUUUUUAAAUGAAAGCUCAGAGCCUGCUCCCUCUUCCCUUACAGGCAUCAGCUCUGGAGUGAGUGCUCCAGUUGUACCCCUGAUAAUCUGGCCUUGUUUCUACCAAAUAAUCCUACUUCCACCAGAGAAUCCUGGGAACUGUAGUUUGUUAAGGGUGCUGGAAAUCAAACCUUUGUGAGGGGCAAACCACAGUUCCCACUAUCCUUUGCAGGGAGUCACAUGCUUAAAUGUAUCAUCUGAUAGCUGUGGCUGAUGGGACUUGUAGUACAAACCCUCAAGGACUUACUUGUUCAUGCAAGUUGCAGCAAUGUUUUUCUCCAUUAAUUUUUUUUACAUAAAUGUAUUUAUAAAUUUGUUUAAAACCACAUAACUCCAAAUACAGUGGCUAAGGUUCCACUGUGAUUUUUCUGCAACACUUUUGUUUUCAAACUGGUUUAACCUUGCUGCAAUGUCUUCGAAUUUCCUCCUUUCUUAGCCAUUUCUGAUUAAUUUGGUUUGGUGUCUGAAAGCCUAAUAAACACGCUCAAGUGCUACUGCUAAGUUGGAGUGAGCAGGUGUAUCUUUUAACAUGAGAUUCCUUGGUCAUCUACAGGUUCCUGGUGAAGUUCAAGCAAAGCAGCAUCACUGUCAAGGUGGUAGAGACAGCUGAGAAGCAGGGGGCAGCGCCCGUCUGCAGAAAGAAAGGCAGCCAUCGAAUGGAGGUGUUAGUCCACUGAGGAGAAUCUGGACAGAAGGAUACUGCCUGUCCAGAGGGAACUACAAUGGACUCCUGGGGGCCUUUGGAAGUGGGAAUUUGUGACUGAAGAUCUGACUCGCUGGCAGCUUCAAUAUUCUUGGUCUCUCACAUCCCACCUCAGGGGCAGCUAUCUGAAAGCUUUCAAUAAUCAAUAACACAUGCCAGUUUCCCCAUUUGGCAUAGGUGCCAAUGACAAAUGGUCCCUGUGCUACAACUGACCUCUUCAGAAAUGGCCACUCCUCCUCUCUUCUUUAGAAGCCUUACCUCUUAUUUAACUGGAGAACAUAGAGUGAGCACCAGGAAAACACACCAGUGAAAUGAAAUGCCGUUUUUGCCUAAUUUAAAGUCUCUUUACUUAGGCCCUGGGCUAGAGGGGAACCUGUGGCCCUCCAGAUGUUGAUAACAGGGAGCUGCAGUCCGGCAACAUCUGGGGAGCAUCAGGUUCCCAGAACGUGACCUACAAAAUCUGGGAAUGCUUUUAAAAACAACAACCUCAAAUCUGUUUUCUUAAAGGUGUGGCCAGGAGCUUCUCUUGGAGUGUGAACAGCUCUCUGAAACUCCUUUCUACACACUGUGUUUCAUCAGACCAAAUGUCAACCUUCAAAAUACCUCUGCGCUUCUGAUUUAUUAGUAACAGAAAGUAAUCACAACCAAUGAAGUACAUAGCUUUUUUAAAAUCUCCACCACCAUCUUGAAUUCAUCCAAAGUGAGCAGUUUUUUGAAUCCCCAACUUGGAAUGAUACUAGAUGUGCUUUUAUUUUGCUAAUAGACCCUGAAGAUCAGCUUCAAUAAUCUAGACAGUAAAGACCCAGAAGAACAUUAAACAAGCUUCCAGGGUUAAAUGUGUCCAAUAGCUCAACUCCAAGCAUUUGUAGGUUCUCACCAAACCUUGCACAGAAGCUGCCAGAGCAUGUGCAGGUAGCUGCAAUAUUCCCCCAUUAAAUAAAGUUAUGUAUUUUAAAUCUUCUAACUCCAAACAGCUGAGUUUACAUUGUGUUCUAUUAUUUAUUCUGCAACAUUUCAAUUGUAACACUGAUUUAAAGCAGCUGCAACAUUUUGGAGUUUCCUUUUCCAAUCAUCAUCAACAAGAACAUCAUUUUGAUUGGAUCCAAAGUGAACUGCUGUUUGAAUCCUCUCACCAGCCUGGGAAUGAUAUACCUCAGUGCAGAUUCCCAUUGUGUGCUUGUGCUGCUUGAUUCAUACUUUUGCCUUGAUUGGGUGAAACUGGAUGGGGAUUGGAGCUAUAUACGUUAAAGGGAAGAUAAUUUGAGCAAUUAAUGAUAAAAGACAAACUUUUUCCUGCAUUUCAUCCUCCUUCUCACCAUUCUCAGCUGUUGCCAGGUCUGCUGAACAGUACAAGGGCAGGGAAAGUUUCGAAUCUUUCUUCCCCAUCUCACGGGUCUGAUGGAACCUUGCCUCCUAUAUGAGCAUAGGAAAAAGCUUAAUAGCAGUAAGUGGUCAAGCACCAUGGGACUUGCAGAUUUAACAGCUGGGGAAGGUUACCCAGACAGGAGGAAAGAAAGACUUGGAGGCAAAUGUCUUCCUGGCCUGCAAAGAGACUGCUGCAGGAGUAGGCCUCAAAUCCUUCAGCUGAACCAUAUUUUGGCCUCUGCAGCCUUUCCUUGCCUGUCUUCUAGUGAUACAAGAGCAGGACUCAAACUUUUCAGUUUGCAACAUGUCUUCCUGGCUACAUGAAACGUGAGUCUUCUUCUGUCAGGUGCCAGUGGGUCAGUAGGGAUCCUAAUUUUUUAAAAAUUAAUUAUUAGAAUUUAUAUACCGCCCUAUACCCAGGGGUCUCAGGGCGGUUCACAGAAUAAAAUCAAGAUAUAAAACUACAAAAUACCUAAUAAAAAUAAAAACAGUAACCCAGUACCACCACCCCCCCACAAAAAAAAAACAUAUUUUAAAAGGGCAGAGGAUGUAAAUCAACCAAAUGCCUGGUUAAAGAGGAACGUUUUUGCCUGGCGUCUAAAGGUGUAUAAUAAAGGCGUAUAAUGAUCCUCUUAGCGCCUCUGGGUAGUACCUGCAAUAAGGCUCUGAAUGCGUGUUAGGCCAAGAACAUAUGAUAAGGGGCCUCACUCCCUGGUUCCUAACCAAGUCAUGUUUUAGAUGCUACAUACUUGAUACUCAUACUACGUACUUGAUACUCAUUUCAACUGGGAGUUUCAUUUGUGAUUGUGAUUGAUUAUUAAUAAUAAUUUAUUUAUACCCCACCCAUCUGGCUGAGUUUCCCCAGCCACUCUGGGCGGCUCCCAAUCAAGUCUUAAAAACAGUACAGCAGUAAAUAUUAAAAACUUCCCUGAACAGGGCUGCCUUCAGAUGCCUUAAGAAAAACCCUUAGUGGAUUGCACUCUCAAUUGCAAAAUAUGUGCUCUUGUGGGAGAGAGAGAGGGAAAGGAAGGUUUAAAACUGUCCUUGUAAGCUCCCUCGUGCGGUUCUGCUGACUGGGGAACAGUUGAGAGAGGUGAAAUGGGAACUGAAUUGCAUAAGAAGUUGAUAUUUAUCUGUACUGUAGUUCCCUUUCCUGCUGUUUGACGGAUCCAUGGACCAGUAUGCUGUAGGCCACAUAAGGUUAGGCUAUGGGCAACAAUUAGCCCAAGGACUAUAAAUUGCAGACUCAGGCAAGGAAAGGCAUGCUAAUUUCAGACUAUGGAUACUGAUAAGAUAAUGUUCCUAUUGCUCAAUGUACACAAUGCAGUCAACCUUAGCAGAUUGUCCCACAGGCAGUUGGAAUUUUAUAUGUAUAUCCAGAAUUGUGCACAAGCACAUUGUCCAUGAGGCCUGGUGAACGUGCACAGUGACCAGUUGUAGUGCACGUUAACCACUCACAAGUGUGUGUGAACGCAUGAUGCGAAGCUGGAAUCACACUGUGGAGGACAGACCCAGCGUGACCGCCAUUUAAGCGUGGUUAAAUUACUUGCCUUUAAAGAACCAGUCAAUAAGCUACAAAGGUAGAAAUGGUUUCAAUAGGAAGCUUGCACCAAAGGAUUUUAGACAGAACAGCAGAUUGAGAGCUCCUCCAGCAACCCAUUGAUUCACCAUUCAUCCUGUUCUGCUUUUUUUGUGGGGUGUUUACACAUCACCUUAUUAGUCAUUUGUCAUCCCACACUCUUCAGUGCAUUUUCGCUGUCCCUUUUCAACCCACUCUCUCAAGCUACAAAGACUUAAAAGGGGACAUUUGCCAGGGGCCUUAAAGCUAGAGAAAUUGUUUGACU
Messenger RNA from Podarcis lilfordi (Lilford's wall lizard), 60664 nucleotides. Lineage: Eukaryota; Metazoa; Chordata; Lepidosauria; Squamata; Lacertidae. The record is from the annotation of a GenBank genome assembly.